Messenger RNA from Podarcis lilfordi (Lilford's wall lizard), 49362 nucleotides. NCBI's taxonomy places the organism in Eukaryota, Metazoa, Chordata, Lepidosauria, Squamata, Lacertidae. The record is from the annotation of a GenBank genome assembly.
CUCUGAUAUAUACUGUACUGUAUAGUAAAUUCACACUAGUCCAGCAAACAACAUUGCAAAAGUGAAAGCGAUAGCAGUGACAGCACAAAAUGUUAAUGUUGAAAUGAAACAGCCUACCAUUAUAUUUAACGAUCACAAACAACAGAGUUUAAGCACCGAUUGUGCAAAUACUAAAAACACAGCGCUCACGUAACUUGAAAAGUCCAGAUAUUCUGCCCCAAAGGCUUGUUUAUUCGGGUGUAAAUCAAAUGCCCGGCAAUAAAGCUGAUAAUGUCCAGUUUGCAAAAUUGCAUGCUUUUCUUAAGCACUUAAGUAAGAGGCAGUUGGGAGCCUUCUGAUCUCUGCCUUAGCAGAUUGUCCCAAAGUGAUUAGCUCUUUCAGUGCAGCCCUGGUCAGCUGCCCGAGGCUCCCGCCACACAGCCUUAAGCUCCAGCUGCUGCUAUCAUCAUGACGCAGCAGCGAUGAAAACAUUAAUCCAAGUUCAGAUCCUGGCCCUUCCAUUGCUUUUGCUUCGCUGAUGCGGUCCAGUGCUGACUCCUGAUUGGAGGCCGGCUUUCCCCCUCCGGCAGCGAGGUUGCAGCGGCCCCUCCUGGUAUCCGGCGCAACCUCGGGGGCGUGAGCCUUGUCGGAACCAGGAAGCGAGCUGCUGCCAGGGCUGGGGCGACGGGCAGCAAGCAGGCAAGGUGCUCUUCGGAUUUCCUGCCUCGUCCUCGUUUUUGAUUUCCAGGCGGAGCAGAUCAGUUAACGGUGCCGUCUGACAGAGGAGGAAGGGUUGCCAACUUUCCUGCCCGGCAAGGUUCUUGUGCCUUUUAUUUACUGGUUGUUGGAUGGCAUCAGGCACCGAUUGAGCUUUCGCUGCAGGCCGGCGGGGGGGGGGCAGGGAAGGGGAAAGGAAAAAAAGCCCCACCCACGGAGAUUUUGCUCCUUGUCCCGCAGUUGUAUUAAAGGCACAGGGAUAAGGGCGCUGGCAGCUUUGUGAACGGGUCCUGUUUUCCCUCUCGGGGUUGCAUUUUCUUCUGUUUCGUUUCUCUUUGGGUCAGGCGGUAGCACAGGGAUAGGGAACCUGCCGACUUCCCGAUCGUGGGCGUAGCCAGGAUUUAUGUUAGGAGGGGCUGAGCACCCAUCUGUCAUCAUCCUCUCUCUGGCUCUGUCUAGCAGAUUCGGAAUGAAAAGUCUCACUCAACAGCAGUUGUUUUAAAUCACUUCCUUUUGACUCCCGAGUGCUCAGAAAACCCUGUCAAAAUCUUUCUACAAUUUCUACUUUUAGUGGGGGCAGCUGCCCCCCCUGCCCAUGCUCACCAUGUAGCUGAACUAGAACUCCCACCAUACCUAACUUUGCAGCAGAACUUAUUCCUCCAAAAUUUUACUGUAAGCUGUAUUCCAUUAAAAAAAAUUAUACUGCAUAUACACACACACACUGACCAAACUGCGGGAGGCAGUGGAAGACAGGAGUGCCUGGCGUGCUCUAGUCCAUGGGGUCACGAAGAGUCGGACACGACUAAACGACUAAACAACUAAACAACAACAAUACACACAGAGAGAGAGAGAGAGAGAGAGAGAGACGCAGGUGGCGCUGUGGGUUAAACCAUAGAGCCUAGGACUUGCCGAUCAGAAGGUCGGCGGUUCAAAUCCCCGCGACGGGGUGAGCUCCCGUUGCUCGGCCCCCUGCUCCUGCCAACCUAGCAGUUUGAAAGCACGUCAAAGUGCAAGUAGAUAAAUAGGUAUCGCUCAGGCGGGAAGGUAAACAGCAUUUCCGUGCGCUGCUCUGGUUUGCCAGAAGCGGCUUAGUCAUGCUGGCCACAUGACCCGGAAGCUAUACACCGGCUCCCUCGGCCAAUAAAGCGAGAUGAGUGCCGCAACCCCAGAGUCGGUCAUGACUGGACCUUAUGGUCAGGGGUCCCUUUACAUUUUCAUAUACUGUGUAUAUAUACUGUAUAUCCCAACACCCUCAAAGCAGUUUACAAGAAUAAAAUCAGCACGAAAAAGUGCAACCAUAAUUUAAAACAUACAAAAACUGAAAACCACAAUAAAAUAGUGUAAAACAAAUUAAAAUUCAGAAAUUGACAGAGUGUUGCUUUCUGCUUAGAAAUGCAUCUCUUUAUGUUGCUUCCUUUGUAAGAUGUAUUUCAAAAACGUGGGUGUGAUGCGGUUGUAGCUGGCCUGUGGGCUUGCUGAACUACAACCCCCAUCAUUCCUGGUUAUUAGCUCUGCUUGCUGGGGCUGAUGGGAGCUGAAGUUCAGCUGCCCAAAGGUUUCCCAUCGCUGAUUUAAAGUACAGUAAAUGACGUAUAGACAGUUUUACACCAGAAAUGUUUAAGUCUUAUGGGAGCAGACUGCAGCAUAAGUUUGUUCAGGGCUAUUUCUAGAAACUUUGGGAGCUAAUUAGCUCCAAGGAAAUUUGUUCUAAAUUUAAUGUUUGUAUUGUUCUGCUGUUUCGUUUGCUGCUGUAGGAGGAAGGGCAGGAUAGAAAAUAAAUAAUAUUUUUCUACAAAUAAAGGUUGGUGCUCACACAUUGAGAUCCAAGGUAUUUCUUUGAGCUACAUGAAGCUACAUGAGGAUAGAUUAUCUAGGGACAAUUUCAUUAUAGGCCAUUUUGGACUUUACUUACAGCCCAAUUGUCUGCCUAGGUACUUGGAAAAAAGCUGCACUUUAUACUCCAUUAUAAAAUAGCCUGUAAACCGGUUUUUGAAGGGGAUGGCUCUUUUGGUUAGUUAUAUUAGAAAAAUUGUUCACUGGUGCUCUCACAGUGUAAAACUGUAUCUUAGCAACUGUAGUAUGUGAAUUGCUGUAGUCUGUGUCCUGCAUUGAGCCUUUUGUGUAAAAGUGCAUGCAUUUAUAUGCAUAUGUACUAGAAACAAGAAGCACCCAGAAUUCUCUCACACACCUGUAUAUGCUUACCUGGAAGUAAGUUGCAUUGAAUUCAGUGUAGUUUACUUUUGAGUCAACAUGUGUAGGACUGCAUUACCAGGGGAAAAACCUGCUUUCCACCUAUGGUUAUAUACUGUAGUUAUCAGAGGACUAGCUGGAUUGCAGUGCAAGCAUCGAAAAGUAUUCUAGCACCACAAAGACUAGCACACUUACAUAAUUUUUCGUAGACCAGAAUCUACUACGUGAUUAGAUAUCUGAGGCAUUAUCCUAAGCUGACAGGUAUAUCUGGUGGGGUUAGUUGCAAGCAGUGAAGUGAGAGAGAAAUGAAAUGCACACAUGAUCUACUAUGACAGUUAUGGUAAGGCAUGUAAAAUAGGUUCGGUGACAUCCAUUAUCUUGAUUCAAGCCACAGGUGAUAGAUUUAAACUUCCUUGAAUGUUGUAACUCAGCCAUUUCAUGCUGGGCUCCCCCUUUCCAGUUCCUUCGUGCAGCGAUAGCCGUUUGUCAACAGUGUCCUGGGAGGUUUAAAUAUAUUUCCAUUAGUUUUUGAAAAUUCUGGUUUCAACUGCAUGUACAUUUGUUUGUUUGUUUACAAAAGUAUUUCUGUACAUCAUAAAAUAUCACGAUUAAAACAAUACAGAUAAUCAUUAAAUGAGUGGCUGAUCAAAAUAAAUAAUAUUAAAUGGCUGAAAAUUCCUGUCAGCGUAAUAAAGUAUUAGAGAGAUUCCUGAAAGUCCACAGUGAGGAAGAUGCCUGCAGAAUCUGUGCUGGAAGAGUGUUCCACAGCAUGUGACCAGCAAUACUAAAUUAGUGUCCAUUUAUUAUUAUGCCUUCUGUAGAACACAGAAGGGCUUUGCUGGUAUAGAUCACACUGAAAUACCAGCAGGUGAACAAGACCUUGAUGUUGUGGCUGACGCAUUUAGGUUCUGUGAUUAGGGCACAGAGUUGACAGCUGGGUUUGUUGUAGGGUCUGAACUCAAAUCUUCAGAUUUUUACAUUAUGAGAAAAGCAGAGUGGGGGAAGGAGUAUCUCCUCUUUUCUUCCCUUUGAGUAGGACCUCGGGAUGGGUUGACUUUUUCCUGUGCAAACCAGGCUAUUAUCAGAUUAUGCUUCGGAGAGCAGGAGACUAAUGUGGACUAGUAAAAAGCUUUAAUUAAUGUCAGGUUUGAAUGUUUCCCAUAUAGAAUUUCUAUGAUAAAGAUGUCAUGGAGGAUAGGGACCUAGAAACAGAUUAAGAGGAAAUGACAGGUUCGUCAUGAAUGGGUGUUGUGGGUGUUGUUCGGUAACUUGAAAACCAUACCUCCUUUACCUAUAUAAAGAUUCUGGGACACUGAGGUCCAGCAUUGAGGACCUUCUGGCAGUUCCCUCACUGCGUGAGGUGAGGUUACAGGGAACCAGGCAGAGGGCCUUCUCGGUAGUGGCACUUGCCCUGUGGAAUACCCUCCCAUCUGAUGUCAAGGCAAUAAGCAACUAUCUUACUUUUAAAAGACAUCUGAAGGCAGCCCUGUUUAGGGAAGUUUUUAAUGUUUAACGCUGUACUGUGUUUUUAGUAUUCGGUUGGGAGCCGCCCAGAGUGGCUAGGGAAACCCAGCCAGAUGGGCGGGGUGUAAAUAAUAAAUUUUUAUUAUUAGUUUGCAGGAUGACAGUGAAAAUUUUUGCAAACUGCGUAUUCUUCGUGAAAGUGAAAAAAUUAUCCGUUCUGGAAAAGAGCAGACUGAAUGGCUGCAUUAAAGAAAACGGUGGGCAGAUUAAAUUUGUUUUAAAUCAUGAGGUAAGUUUUAAAUGGUUAGUUCUUUGUUGUAAACAGAGGUGUAAAGCAAUGUAGCACUUUAUGCUCUGGCUGCAACUGCGUUAUUGAAGGGAUCUUAUUGAUCAUUAUUGAUGCUAUUAUUGAUGAUCAUUAUUGAUGGGAUCUUAUAUAUUUUGCUUAUAUGUGGCCUUAGGAGGAUAUGUGCCUCAACGGGGGGCCAGGGAGGGGAUUCUGAGGAUGUCUCUAUUACUUGGGUUUGGUAUGACACCGAGUAAUGGCCUUGGUAGGUAGUGUAGUGACUGUUGCCUCAAGAUUCUUUUUGUGUGUAGACCCACAAUAUGUUCCUUAGUAUGAACAGUUCAUUUUCUAAACUGAACCCCUCAUUACAUUUUAGUGUACUCACAUAGUCACUGACGACGCUAACGCACUCAGCUCCAUUCAUCUGAAAGCCGUCAAGAAAUAUCAGCUGCCCAUUGUAGGUGCUGAUUUCAUAUGGAACUCAGUUAAAGAAAGAAGACUUUUACAGGCUGAUGACUACGAAGCCCAGCAGUCAUGGAGGGAAAAUUCUCAUGGACUAGAGUCCUCCUCAGAAGAUGAGUUGCUGUCAGAUCACUCCUCUGGAGGUAGAGCAUUUUGAAGUCUAUUAAACUAGAAUAAGAUUGUGUAAAUUUGUUUCUGUUUGCUCAACUUAUUCACAUUGCCAAAAAAAGGAUUUUGGGUUGCAGAAUUUCUGUACUAGUAAAUAGAAAGCUGAAGCUGGGCAGGGGCCAUAGCUCAGUGUAAGAGUGCAUGUUUUAUGUGUAAAAGGUCUCAAGUUCCAUCACUGGCAUUUCCAGGUAAGGCUAGAAUGAUUGGAGGGUGGCAACAUGAGAACGGGCCUUCUCUGCAGUGGCUCCCUGUCUGUGGAAUGGUCUCCCCAGGGAAGUUCACCUGGCACCUUCAUUAUGCACCUUUAGGCACCAGGCAAAAAUGUUCCUUUUUAACCAGGCCUUUAGUAGAUUUGAUUUAAAUCCUAUGCCCUUUUAAAAUGUGUUUUUUUUGGGGGGGCUAUUGGGUUGUUGUUUUUAUUUUUAUUGGGUGUUUUGUGGUUUUAUAUCUUGAUUUUAUUCCGUGAACCUCCCUGAGACCUCCGGGUAUAGGGCGGUAUAUAUAUUCAAUAGAUAAUAAUAGUAAUCCUAGAGAGUCAUUCAGUAUAAGCAACACUGAGCUUGAUGGAAUAGGGAAGUACCUUGAUGUCAGGCUGUUUUCUUUCUUCCUAAGAGUACCCUGAUAACAAUUAGGCACCAGGCAGAAACAUUCCUCUCCUCCCAGGCCUUUAGCUAAUUCUGUAAUAUAUGGCCUGUUGAACUGUGUGUGUGUGGAUAAUGCUUCUCUUUGUUAUUACAUUAUGUAUUUUUGUGUUUUUAUACAGGCGGUGACCAUUUUGCGCAGGGUUCUGUUUCCGGUCCCCAUGCGCAGUGGAGUGCGCAUAAGCCUGCUCCGCCCUGCCCUCUUCCACCUCCAGUCUGGCUGACCCCUGUUCUGCCCUGCCCCACUUCUGCCCCUGUUCUGCCAUCUUCUGGGUCCAAAAGGACCCAGGCAUCAGCAGCCACACAUCAAUUGGACACACGCAAAAUGGCCGCCGCUUGUAUUUUAAACCGCCCUGUCAUUCCUGGAUGAAGGACAGUAUAGAAAUUUAAUAAAAUAAAUAUUUAAUAUCUCUAGUGACAAUAGGCUCAAACACAAUACAGAUGAAAAGCCAAGGAAAUAAGAAAGUGGUCUAAUCUUUUCCUUUGUUUGUGAAGUGGCAUGGACAGCUGUUGUGUCUCGUUGGAGGGCAGAAGGGAGAGAGUAGGUUUACUGCAAAUGGCAGGAUCUGUCUACUGUUGCUGGAAGAUAAUGUGUAUUGACAGUGGUUGAGGGAAAAUGGCAGCCCACAUCUGGUUAAACCCUAAAAUUAGAUGGGAUCUGAGCUGUGUGUUGGUGCCUGGGAUCAAACCAAGCAGCUUGCUGUCUAAAGGGUGGUUUGGUGGGCUGAAGCAAAGCAAAAUCAUCCCUCACCGAAAACUGCCUUUCAAAUUCUUACUAUCUUUCUUGAUUUUUGAGAUUUAUUCGUUGUGGUUCAUAUACAUGAAUGCUAAUUGAAAAAGCAGCUGGUGGGAUAAGGGAAAUAACUACUGUCUUAAUAAAUAGUUUACGGAGAUGACCACCUAGAAAAGAGGACUCCUGGAAAGAAUGAAUGGAACAGCAGCAAGGCCCAUGACAACAGCAAUGUGGGUGAACUGAGGUAAUUUUCUCGGCUUCUCUGGCUUCUAUUUUUCUCACUUAAAGAAGAACAGACGUUCUCUCCCUUUGGAAAGGGAUUCAGCACUCAGGGGUAGAGCAAAUGCUUUGGAGGGAGAACUUCCAAGGUUCCCUACAGCUGCUCUGUUAUUAGAACUGGCAGGAUCAAACAGGUUUGUGACUGGCCCAAGAUCACCUCCUGAGCUUCAUGGCUGAGUUGGGAUUUUAAUCCUGGUCCUAGUUAAACACUUUAACCCCGACACUACUCAGUAUUAAGAUACUUUUCAUAUGGAACCCUUGGCAUAUUUAAAUAAGCAAGCAAAAUGCAAAAAGAAACCUGCCUUUGUUUGUUAGCACUUUUAAGCAAAAUAAAACUCAAUCACACUCUUGUUCCUAUGCAAGCCUUCACCACUGACUUUUGAAAGAGUUCAGAAGUCUUAUAUGUUUCCAUUAGGUGGCUGACUUUAAUAUUGUAGGCUUACAGUUUACUCAGAAGGGAAUCCUGGUGGGAUGGACUGCAGCCUCAGUUGCAUUCAGUAAUAAAGAGUCUGGUGUUGCUGUUUUUUUUAUUGGUUCCAGAUCAAAUAAUGAUGAAAAUGUUCCUUAUUUCCCUGAAGGCUUUGUGGUUGCAAAGUAUGAUGUCCUUGAACAGGUAAGAACUUCAAUAUUGCUGAUGGUGUUAAAUGGCUUUUGUAUGACUUUUUAAUUAUUUUGUGAAGCUAUGCUGCUUUGGUUAGUUUAGUCAGGUUAAAAACUGAAUCAAAUAAAUGAGUCUGAUAAUGCCUACCAAAUAGAAAUGCACUUAAACACCUUUUCCCCCGCCCCAGGUUACGGCACCUGGCAGGUAUGUGGUGGUUGAACUUCAGUGCUCUCAGCAGCACUGUGAUUAUCCUUUCCGCAUAAGCGCACGCUACAGUCAGUUGGAAGGGAAAGAGGUAAGUUGGGGUGGUUGUUAUGAUCAUGCAUUAGUUUCUUUCUCUGAUGUUGUGAAUGCUCUUGAAUGAGAGAGGUUUCGUACGUUGUGUUAUGCUCUUGCUUAAUUUUCUGGAUUUUCUUUUCCCCCUUCUUUUGUUUUAAGUAAUAGUAGUAGUAAUAAUAAUAAUAAUAAAUGUUAAUUUUAUUUUAUUCUGGGUGGCUUCCAAAGUAUAUAAAAGCACUAAUAAAACAUUGCACAUUAAAAAGCUUCCCUGUACAGGGCUGCCUUCAGAUGUCUUCUAAAGGUUAUAUAGUAACUCAUCUCCUUGACAACUGAUGGGAGGAUGUUCCACAGGGUGGGUGCUACUACUGAGAAGGCCCCCUCUGAACUGAUUUCCCUGUGGGUUCACUUCUCACAGUGAGAGAACUGCUAGAAGGGAACUGCCAAAUCUCUGUGUCCCGGUUGAAUGAUGAGGUUGGAGGCGCUCCUUCAGGUAUACAGGGCCGAGGUCGUUCAGCACCAACAGUUUGAAUUGUGCUAGGAAAUGUCGCCUUAUACCAAGUCAGAUCAUUGGCCUGUCCGACACUGUAUUGUCCACACUGACUGGCAAUGGGUCUCCAGGAUUUCGCACGAGGGACAUUUCCAGUCAUGAGCAUAAGCCUGUCUAGCAGCCGAUAGGGCCACCUUUUCUACCCUGUGACCUAAGAACUGUCGCAGAACAAUUCCCAGGGUUCGCUGCUUGCAGUCACAUUUGGAGCAGGUUUGUGUGUCUUCUCAAACCCACAGCUGGAUGCCUCACAGCACAAGGAAAACUAGAAUUUAAGUUUGUCUCAAUGCCAGGAUAAUUUAUGAGAAAUGUCUCUCUUUUUGUGAUUCUCUUCCCCCCUCCCCUUAAAAAAUAAUAAUACUUGAAUUGGGACACUCUUUUGUUCUCAGUUCAAGAAACGAUUUCUACCAGCAAGGACUUCUGAAGAGGCUAGAAUGGUCUAUGAGCUUUGUACUGCAAAUCUGAAAAAUGAGAAUUACCAGUUCAAAGAAGAUUUCCCCCAUGAAGUGGAAUAUCUAGCUUCAGAAAAGCUGCAAGAGGUUAGUGUAAUUUUUUUAAGGAUUCAGUUUUCUGUGUUUUUAGCAGUUCUGUAAGUCGCCUUGAGUCCCAUCAUGGAAAAAGGCACAGUAUAAAUAAAUAUAUAAGAAGAAGAACAACAACAACACAAAGUCAGAUUCUGAUUUGCUUCCCCCCUGAUGUGGCAAAAUCACAUGAGGGGAAGGAGCCAAACAGGCCCUUAAGAGCAGCAUGCAUCAGUAUGGCAAUCAUUCAUUCUAAACCAAAAGUUAUUGAUAGUUAAGGUUUAAUGUGGCAUAUGAAUGUGGUUAAUUCAUAGAAUCAUAGGCUUGGCUGCUUCUAUUCCUAUUUUUAAAAAUAUUAAUGCCAUUCUGAAGAGAAAUGUCAGUUAUUGAAAUUCACGACAUGUUCUCUGUUAGCUCUGUUUUUAAACCGCUAUUUACCAUUGAGCACUUUUGGGUGGACUGAUCACAGUGGUAUGUUUGCAGGUGCUUAUAGCAGAAGCCACAAAUUCCAGCUCUUUGCCUGAAACAGUCAGCAAGUUUGUGGAACUGAUCUGGAUUGAAGCACUUGGACACCUGACUCCGCUGCUGGCUAAACCAGUAACCGAACUCAGCCUCAACGAUGUAAGGCAAUCCCACUUGCAGACAUUGGCUCACUGAGAGCCUUUAAUUCCCUCGAACGCCAACAGAAAUACAAUGCCAGGCAAAUGCACUUUCUGUUUCUGGAUUGUGACAGCCAGUGUUGCUGUGAUAGGUUUGUCAUUAAACGUGUGAAUGGUUUAUUUCUAUGAAGGCAAGGGACGCACCUCUCUCUCUUUCCUUUCUGUUCUGGCUACAGCCUCCGUAAGUGCAUGUCCUGCUAUGUGGAAGUAAUUCUCUUGUGGUGGAAUCCCUUGUAGCUGUGCCCCCCCCCCCCAAUCCUGCAAACUGUAGUGUAACCCCCACCAAGCUACAGUUCUCAGUACCCUUAAUAAACUACAAUUCCCGGGAUUCUUUGAGGCAGGCAGGAAUGUGCUCUAAAUAUAUGGGAUGUAUAUGCACCCUUAGCCCUCCUUGUCUGUCUCUCUUCACAUUUGUCUGAGUCUUUAAAAAAAAAAAGAAGGCAAGAAAGAAAAUAACACAUUUUUAUACCACAUUUUCUUAAAAGGUGAGCAGAGCAGAAGGUAUUUUGCUCCGAGCAAGGAAGGCACUGGAUGAAUUGGAAUCUCCGAAAGAGAAAAUGGAGAUAAUGUCAGAGUUUUAUAAAAUCAUACCUCACAAAAUUAUGGAUUAUGAUGUAACCAGAAAGUUGUUAUCUACCAAGCACAGUCUCUGUCAGGUAACGUUGUUGAAUCUGACCUUUGCUUUCAGUGUAUCCUAUGUAUAACCAGAGUUCGAGUGUGUUGUGCUCAGGUGGGGAACCUGUAGCCCUUCAGAUGUUUGUUUAAUUGCAUUAUUUCAAAAAUGUAUGUACUGCUUAAUUACAGUUGUCUCUAAGAGGUGCACGGAUGACUCAGCAAAAUUAAAAAUGUGGUAAAACUAUAAAAUUUAUUUUAAAAGCCUGAUGGAAUAAAUUUUACCCCUCAAAUGAGCAGAAAAUAUGAUUCUAUCCUCUUUGAACAAUAGAGAGUUCUUAUGCUCCAGAAUUCCUGUGGGCUUUGGUCCAGAACACAGAUUUGAAAGUAUUUGCCAAGAGGGAAAACAUUUAUGUCAUCAUAAUGGUAUUUGUCUGGUGCUCCUUUGAGCAUUUCUUGGAGGGUCCUGUUGGCUUGUAAUAAUAAUAUUUUUUUUUUACACCCUGCCCAUCUGACUGGAUUUCCCCAGCCACUCUGGGCAGCUUACAUCAUAUAUGAAAACGUGUGUACAUCACACAGAAACAGUUCUGGCACUAUAUUUGUUCCCCAAGCAUCAUUUGGGGGAAGCCUAGUACAAAUUUGCAGCAAAAAAACCUUGCCACAUGAGUUCCAUGAUCCCAUCCCAUAUAUUCAAUCUUAUGAGUCACAAAAUGAAAAUUUCUAUUUUAAUUAUGAAAUUUACAUUUCUGAAAUUUGCUCCGUGUUGUCACUGGGGAUUUUCUCAGUUGAAGAAGAGUCCUAUGAAGCUUGCUGACUAUUUUGUGGGUGUUUGGUUGUUCAGUUCAUGAUUUGGUUUUUUUCCACCCCCAAAUGCAGAAGUCGACAAGUUUGACAGGUGGCCUCUUUUGCCCACAGGGAUCUUCUGAAGCCCCUUUCAAAGUGUUGUCUUGCUCAGCACUUUGGGGAAGGGCUUUGCAGGUAUUGCUGAUUGGUGGUGUCUAUAAGUUGCCUCCAAGUUUUGACUUGAGUUCAUUAGCCCUGAGUGUCAGAGGUGCCCAAUCCCUGGUCUUAACAGAUUUAAAAAAUAUUAUUUGUUGCAUAUAUUUCCUCUGAGGUAAGCUGCUCUUGGGCCUACAGACAAUGAGCAGAAUGUAAAUUAUAAUAAACAAAUAAAAGCUUUGUUUUGGAAAUACAAACACUGAAUGAUGCUAUAUUAUUUUUUUAUAGCUAAUCAGGGACAUGCUGAAUGUUCAUGAAACAAACAUGUCAAUUCCUAACCCACCGUCCCUUUCCAAGUACCGAGCUCUGAGAUGCAGGAUAUGUCCUGUCUUUGGAGAAGAGUUUCAGGAUAUUGAAGAAAAGAUGGACCAGUAUACUGGGUGAGUUUCAGUUGUGAUGUGUAAUUUCUGGGUUAUACUACCCAGAUUCAGUAAUCAUUUUUUAAUGCCGUAAUAUGAUUUUGAAGGACCUCAAAGAAUCUUUUCUUAAACACUGACAUAGGUGGUAGAUUCAAAACAUUUAUAAAAACCCAUGUUAAUAGGAAAACACACUUACUCUAAGAGCCUGGCUUCAAAGGCCUCUGCGUUUAACUUCAGAGAAAAGGUCUGUUCACACUAAACUUCACUAAAUUUGUAUAGAACUCUAAGACAUGGUUUACAACAAACCGUGAGUCAUCUCACAGGCAUGCAAACAAGCGAUGUCUUGGUGCCCCCCUAAAACAUAGUUAAUCAGCCAAACCAUAGUUAAAACAAACCAUCAUUCAUUAAACCAUCAACAAACUGGAUUAGUACAUUCAAACAAAUCAAGCUUUGACUAAUAAACCGUGGAUUACUGUUUGUGUGAACCAGACCACCGUGGAGAUCAUUGGACUACUGGAAACAAAUACAGACAGACAGAAACACACAAACAUUCUGGGUGAGAACUAUUGCUCUACGAAAUCUUGUGAGACAUGAAAUAUGUAACAUGUAUAAAUCACAUAUUCCUCUAAGGAGAACCUUGGGCAUAUUCAAUGCAUGUGGCAAAAUGUUCAAUCUCAUUUAGUGACUCUGUGGCCAGAAUAAAUCUGGGGGCAUAACCUGGGGGGGAAAAUGCAUUUUGUGAACAUUCUAUUCGUUUUAAAUUUUCUUGCAGUGAACAUCCCGUAGAAGUUUUGGAGAUCUAUAGAGUAGGCAGAAUGAUGGAAGUAGCGGCUUUCGAGAGCCACCUUGGCAAUGUCCAGUCUUUAUACCAUGCUUCGUCUGUUCACAACUUCGUUGGAAUCCUCUCCCGGUAACGACUUGCGCCAUGGUCUGUCUCAGCUUUGCAGGUGGUUUUCUGCUGCGCAUGAGAGGCGAGAAGGCAACAGAGUCAUUCGGCCAAAGGCUCGGUUAUCUUUCAAUAACAAUGGCCGCAUUUGGACAGUCCAGUUCUACCUUAACGUCAGGAUAUGCACAAAUCGCAUGCACCCACACGCACACCCUUGUUACUGCUUCCUCUUCUGUUUGUGCAGGCUGUGAAGCAAACCCAAAAGCUUCCCAUUAAUGUCCAAAGAGGGAAGUGUGGUUUACUGACACCCCUGUGCAGGCAAUGUGUGUCUGCAAGCUGUAAGCGGGAAAGUUUGGUGGAGUGGGGCAGCUCAUCUCUCUACAGUCCUCAUCCAUUGAUGGUGAAGAAUGAGGGAGAUAACUAGACUCCACACAACCUGGGCUCCUUUGUGUCUGUUUAUCCCUUCCCCCUUCCCUUUCCCAAUAUUGAUACACAUAUUAUUAGUGUAGAAAAACUGUGUGUCAGUAUGUCAAGGUGCUUUACCUCAGAGGUGGGGAACCUGAGGCCUAGGGGCUGAGUGCAGCUUUCCAGUUCUCUGUCUCUCUAGCCCUUGCAACUUUCUCCAGGCCGCAUCCCUCCUCACUGAGCCAAACUCCUCACCAUCCCUUCUCUGCACCCUCCUGCUUUUGCCUUGCCAGAUUGUGUCCUUGCACUGUGGCAAUGCCUCUUGCUUGCCCGGACAGAGGAUGGAGAAAUUUGGGUAUGUGCUUAGAAACCUCCCGGUUUUUGCAUGGCUCGAAUACAUACAAGAGCUCUGUUGUCUUUUGCCUCUGGCCUUCCUGCCACUGCCUUGUGGCCUAUGAGGGAAUGCGUCCCUCGAGCGAAAAAGAAAGAUUCUCCACCUUUACUGUGUAAAUCUUCUGCUUUUCUAGGGGACUGCUCUUGCCAAAGAUUGUCGUUGAAGAGCAUGGCGUGGAAAGAACUGAUUGUGGUCACUUGGGCAGCGGCAUCUAUUUCAGCGACUCCAUAAGGUCUGCAGUUCUUUGGCAGUAAUAACAAUUGAGAUCUUAUCAUGCCUUGCCUGGUGGGGAGUGCUAUGUGUGUUGCUCCUGUUGUUGUUAUUACUAUUAAUUAAUUAAAUUUGAAUACCGCCCUUCACCCGAGGAUCACAGGGCAGUUCACAACAUAAAAAUACAAAAUGAGAACACAGAAUACAUAACAAAACAAGCACAAACCAAUAACAAACACAUUUAAAAGGGCAUAGAAUAUUAAUCAGCCAAUGGCCCUUGUUGAAGAGAAACAUUUUCAUUUCUCCUAAAGACAUGUAAUGAAGGCGCCAGGUGAUUUUCCCUGAGGAGACCAUUCCGCAAAUGGGGAGCUCCCCCAGAAAAGGCCCGUCCUCAUGAUACCACCCUCUGGACCUCUUGCUUCUGAGUAAACUUAAGUGCCACUUCACAUGCUUUUCCCCACAGAGAUAUCCCUUUUGAGAACCAGAGUGGAGUAUUGGACUUGGGCUGCAUACAUAGCAAACAUUGAAAGCACAUGAUUUCCCCUAGAGAUUCCUGGGAACUGUAGUUUGCUAAGGGUGCUGGGAAUUGCAGCUCUGUGAGGGGCAGCGUGAGACCAGUGACAUUAAAUUUGCGUCCAUUAUUUUGCCUUAUGUGGAAUGCAGAAUGGCAUAUGUACCACACUGGAAGGUUCGUUGAUGAGUGAACCCUUGAUGUUGUGACUAGCACUAUAAAGUCCUGCAGAUGAGUUGGCAUUUGGGUUUGUUGUAGGGUCUGGACCAUAAUAAACAUAGGCUACAUACACAUCAUACACUUAAAGCAUGUGUCUUCCACAAAGAAUCCUGGGGACUGUAGUUCGUCAAAAGUGCUGGGAAUUCUAGCUCUGUGAGGGGUAAACUAGGGUUCCCAGGAUUAUUUGGUGAAAGUUAUGUGCUUUAAAUGCUUGGUAUGUGUGCAUUUUUGGGCUGAAGUGGCAAGAGCCACAAACCUUGCAUGCCUUUUUCUGUUGGUUAAACUCAAGCAAGUACUUAAAAUAUUUGUCCGAGUAUAACCAACGAGCUUCUUCUUCUUUGUUUAACAGUGCAUGCAUCAACUACUCUUGGCCAAACAGAACAGAUGGAACCCGGUUACUGCUGAUUUGCGAUGUAGCCCUUGGAAAGUGUUUUGAAACAGGUCACAUGGACAGUUCGUUAACCGCAGCACCGGCAGGCUAUGACAGCGUGCAUGGACUUGCCAGGAAAAAGGGGAAACUGAGAAAGGGAAGAGACUUCAAGGUACUGGUUCGAGCUAUGUUGUGGUGUUGCCCACUGUUGUCUUUUAAAGGCAUAAUAUGCCUUGAUAAGCUAUGCCUCUGAAAAUAUUUAUUGUUUAUUGAUUUAGAGCACUUGUGCCCUGCUCUUCAGCCAAAAAGGCUCCCUGAGCAGCUUACAUGCAAUCAAAACGAGACAGUGUGUACCAACUAUCUAAAAGAAAAAGAGGGGGGAAAAACACGACACAAAAGGGAAGAGGGACUGGGAGGGAAGAGGAAAAUCAAAAUCACAACUAAAGCACACCAGUUUCUAAACAUCCCUGACAUAAACCCUCCAGCCCAAGGGGUCGUAUUCGAUGUAAUCCCUACUCAGAGUAGACCCACUGAAAUAAAUAGACACAACCAUCUGAGAGCCAUUAAUUUUAACAGGUAGAUUUUGAGUAGAAUGCAGUUGGAUACAACCCUAGGCCUCAGCUCUGUGUCUUGUACAUACCUCUCCACGAUCCACCUUACCACCUAAGUCUGUUGCCUUUUUUGUAUGUUCCUCAGUGACUUGUAAGUGGCUGCUGUGGAACUUUCUCUAGCUAAAUUGACCUUUUGCCGCUGCCUGCUUUCAAAAGCUUCCUAAGUGAGGAGGCGACGUAUCGGCUUUGCUCACUAAUGCAUCAGUUGCUCUUGUAAAGCUCUUAACGUUUACUUCUUGUUUCCUUUUGUUUUCAUAAGGAUGACGAAUUUGUGGUGUACAGAGCUAGUCAGGUCAAAAUAAAAUAUGUGGUUAAGUUUUCCCUCGCCGGUGACAAAGUGAAGGAGUUCCAUCCUGAGAUUCAGGAUGUGCUGCCUUCCCUAGAGCAUCAGCCACAGCCCGAAGGUGAGAAAUUCUUACCUAAAAUUGUCUGUUUCUUUGGUGUAUUCUGCAAUUGGAGUUUGAUAUUGAAGCCUAACCCAUUUCCUUGGUGUGGAGCUAUAAAGAUUAUGCCAAGGAAAACCCAUGAAAGAAUGAGGAGGCCAAGGUGACUCCUGUUCCCUUCAUAAGAUCACAUCUUUUAUUCCCAUACAGAUCCUACCUAUGCUCUACUUUUCUUUUCUCUGUUCCAUAUUUCAAAAAGUGAAAAUCCAGACACAAAAGUUGUGCCCCAGUUUUUGUGUAAACACCCAAGCCAUAGGAUUGCUUAUCCCAUGGGCUUUUGGUCUGAUCUAGCAGGAAUUGUUAAUGCUUUUAUUCUCUUUCUCCAUUUUUAUUACAUGAAUACAGGUGCAUAUGAGCAUAUUUAGUUUCUCUGUUACUUCUUUCCUUGCUUUUAGGUAGCAGAACUAACAUUUGCCAUCAAGGCCAGGCAAGAUAGUUGCUUACAGAGAGUUUUUUGUUUUCCUUUUUUUUUACACUUUUAAUGCUGAAAAUUACUCUGAACCUUUACAAUAAAGGGGGUUUGCCUUCAAUAAAUCAUCUCUCUCCCCCACCCAACCCUGCCUCUUAAUAUUUCUUUAGAUUAUCAAAUGCCAAGUAAAAAUCUGCUGAAUAAUGUGACUGCUGGUCUUCUGGACAGAUCUGGAAACCCAAUUCCUCUCAAAGGUCUUCAUAUCAAGGGACGAAUAGUAGACUUCGUAGCAGAGGUAAUGCCAAGGCAUUCAUAUUUCUUUUCUAGGGAUGUUAAAUAUUUCCUUGUGGGUUUUUAUUUUAUGUUUAUUUAUUUAUUUAUUUUUACAAAGUGUAAAACAAAUCUGUAGACAAAUCCUAGCCCUGAUUAACAUUGCUUUUAAAUAUUCAGUGAGUUAAGUGUGUUAUAUCAGCAGACUCUCAAUUUUUUAAUUAAAACUUUGAUUUUUUUCAGGGGACAGUAGGGGCAACACAAAUACCUUUAUUUGUUUCUUUGUUUAUGUGUCUCUUCCUACACACCAUACCUAAGGUGCUGAAGCAACUAAAAAUCUGGUGGGAAUCAAUAAGUAGUGGGCCUUCUGGAUGUCAAAGAAAUAAUGAAACCCUCAAUACUGACUAGGAUGCUGCCAUUAAGGCUGUGUACACACUAUACCUUUAAAGCACAUUUGAAGCACAUUCUUUCCCUCAAAGAAUUCUGGGUACUGUAGUUCAUUAAGGGUUGCUGGGAACUGUAACUCUAUGAGGGGUGAACUACAGUGUCCAGAAUUAUUUGGGGGAAAUAAUGUAUCUUGAAUGUUCUUCAAAGGUAUAGCACAUUUAAACGGUGUUUCUGUGCACUCUGGCUUCCAUCACGGAGUUCUAUUGCACCAGAAGCAGUUUAGUCAUGUUGGCCACAUGACCCAGAAAGCUGUCUGUGGACAAAUGCCGGCUCCCUUGGCCUGAAUAGUGAGAUGAGUACCGUACCCCAUAGUCAAAUUUGACUGGACUUAACCGUCCAGGGAUCCUUUACCUUUUUACUUUUUAUAUCAGCAAAGGAAGCAGACAACAUUUUGAGUUUGUAGAAAGGCUGAGAAAGACAGCAGAACCACGUUUGAGCUCUUUGGGUAUUAAAUAUUUCCCAGUGGACUUUGAUUGCUGUUGGAGUGUUUUAAGUGUUGCCUCUAUGUCUGCUCAACUUGUAUAUUUGUAAAUAAAUACAAAUACUGUAUUGCAAAACAUCAAUAAUCUCCCAAUGACCUCCUCCUAAAGGGAACCAAACCUGGGUAUGUGCUGCAUACCUGGAACUCAGAAAAGUGGAAAGUGUCAAUCACUUCUCCUACCUGGGCAGUUAUCUUUUCACAAGGGCUGACAUGGAUGCUGAAAUCCAGCACUACCUGAACUCUGCGAGUGCAGCGUUCUUCCGAUUGAAGCACAGAGUGUUUGAGGACCAGGACAUUUGCAGGGAAACCAGAAUGCUUGUUUACAAUCUAUUGUACUACCAACCUUACUGUAUGCUUCUGAAACGUGGACCACUUAUAAACGCCAUCUCCAACUCCUUGAAAGAUUCCAUCGAUGGUGUCUCAAAAAAAAUUAACAUAUCACUUGGGAAGACAGGUGAACUAAUGCCAGUGUACUGGAAGAAGCAAAGAUCACCAGUAUCAAAGCAAUGUUUCUUCAACAUCAACUUCAUUUGACUGGUCAUGUUGUUUGGAUGCCUGAUUAUCAUCCUCCAAAGUAACUAUUCUGAACUUAAAAAUGGAAAGUGUAAUUCUGGUGGUCAACAAAACAAAUUUAAAGAUUCUCUCAAGGUAAAUCUUUAAAAAUGUAAUAUAAACACUGACAAUUGGGAAACACUGGUCUGUGAGCACUCCGGUUGGAGAACAGUCUUUACCAAAGGUGUCAUGGACUUUGAAGAUGCUUGAACUCGGGACGAAAGGGAGAAACGUGCUAAGAGGAAGGCACGUUUGGCAAACCCUCACCAUGAUCAACUCCCACCCGGAAACCUAUGUCCCCACUGUGGAAGGACAUGUGCAUGUGGAUCCAGAAUUGGCCUCUAUAGUUACUUAGAGACUCACUGUUAAGACCGUGUUCAUGGAAGACGAUCUUACUCGGCUACGAGUGAUCGCCGAAGAAGAAGAAGCACAUGAAACAUUUUCCAGAGGGUGUUAUUUAAAAUAUUAAUCUUGGGAAGGAAAGUGCUUCCAUAAAAAAUGUUUUUAUUGGGAUCCAUGGCCUGGUGUUUACCUCAUAUCUAUCCGCAAUACAUGCAUGUAUUUCUUUCAGGUUGUGGUGUUCCAGGUCUAUGAAAAUCAAUCAGACAGCCCCAUUGAAGCAAAAUACGUAUUUCCUUUGGACGACACAGCCGCUGUAUGUGGAUUUGAGGCUUUCAUUAAAGGGAAGCAUAUAAUAGGAAAGGUAAGAUGAUUCAGGGACAGGAAGAAGACACAAAAUAUGUGACGGUGGGACUGCAGUAAAUGUGACUUUUUGAAAGAACCUAUUUUUUAAAAAAAAUCAGGAUGAUUUAUUAUAUAAUUUCAACAGGUUAAGGAAAAGGAGAAGGCACACAGAGAAUACAGAGAAGCCAUCAGUCAAGGACAUGGAGCUUACUUGAUGGAUCAAGAUGCACCGGUAGGUGUAGUAACAAAAACUACUUAUGCCUUUAUGAGAGAUCAGCAUACACUGGCCUUCGUUUGUUUUACUGAUGAAACCAAGCAAGGUGCUCUGGCUUGAAAGCUGUACCCUGCAUAUGAAAAAUGUUCUGAACGUAUGUAUACAGAUAAGGCUCUACAACCCCAGAACCAAAUGUAUCCUAUAGCAGGUAUCUCGCACAUACACACCUGUCAAUCAGCAGGUGAAGGUGGAGGAGACUGGCACCGUAGCAAACUUUGUUUUUUUACUCCACUUCGGGCUUAGUUUAUUAUUUGAUCCUGACUUGAUUUUUAGGAUGUAAUUUAAUUAUUGUUUGAUUUUAUACCAAUGUUAUAUAUUUGAUGUUAGCCUCCCUGAGCCCGGUUUCGGCCGGGGAGGGCUGGAUACAAAUAAAUGUUUAUUAUUAUUUAUUAUUAGCCACACCUCCUCUUGUACCCCUGCUUUCCCCCAGGGAAAGCUUAUUAUUCUUCUUAUUGUUUUUAUUAUUAAAAAUUUGUAUACCACCCUUCAGUCAUAGAUAGCAGAACAGCUCAUGACAUAAGAAUACAAUACAGUGGUACAUCGGGUUACAGACGCUUCAGGUUACAGAUGCUUCAGGUUAGACUCCACUAACCCAGAAAUAGUACCUCGGGUUAAGAACUUUACCUCAGGAUGAGAACAGAAAUCGCGUGGCGGCAGCGGGAGGCCCCAUUAGCUAAAGUGGUGCUUCAGGUUUAGAACAGUUUCAGGUUAAGAAUGAACAUCCGGAACGAAUUAAGUACUUAACCCGAGGUACCACUGUAUGUAUAAAAAAAUACAAAAUACAUCAUAACAAUGAGAACAAAAACGAACCAAGGAUCUCCCCUCUCACAACGCAUGUGAAAGGGGAAUGGAUCUCAAUCAGCCAAAGGCCUAGUUGAAGAGCAAACAGCUAUUUGGGUUUUCUCCAGAUUGGAAAAGGAGCAGAGCAAGGGGAAAACCACUCAGUCCCAUGCUUUCUAGGCAUGGAACAAGGGGAAGUGUGGUCAAGCCCUUCUAGCCAGCAAUUAUUUGUGGUUAUUGCCAACCACACUACCUUUCCCUCUUCCAUUAGCCCUGUGUGGCAUGAGGGAGACUCUCUCUCCCCAGUUGCUGGGUUCCCAGCAACACCUCCAGGGCCACAGACUAGUCUGGGACGUUUUCAGUAUGCUAUAAAAGAAAGCAGGCCAUGUCAUUGUUUUGUAAAUGGCAAUUUGUUUCUGUGUGCAUUUCAAAUAUCCUUCUGUAGGACAUCUUCACCGUUUCUGUGGGAAACUUGCCUCCUUCAACCAAAGUCCUCAUCAAAAUCACCUACAUCACGGAGCUCAGUUAUGAGAACGAAUGCCUUGCCUUCCACUUGCCGGCUGCUGUGGCGCCUUGGCAACAAGACAAAGCGCUGAAUGAGAACACACAGGUGAGGGCCUCUUUCCAUCAGAAGGAAGGAAAUCCUGCAUUAUAUAUAUAUUUUUUAGAAUAAUAUUUAUUAAUGGAAAUCCUGCAUUAUAAUGGUGUAAACACAAUUGUUGCCGUUCUCCACCAUUUCAUAUUUAAUUGCACCCAGUGCUGUUUUUCUGGAAAGAGAGGUGCUGGAAUUUGCCAUGAACGCCACUCUUAUAUAAUGGCUAUGGCACCCACCUAAUGGUGGGUUUCAGCCGGAAAAAGCCCUGAUUGCACCCAUACAGACCUCAUUGUUUUUGUUUGUUAACUAGGACUCAGUAAGGAAAGUUUCCAUUAGGCAAGUUGGAACGAAACCAGGGUAAGUAGACUAAAAUUGUAAUGUGUCCUUUAAAAGUUGUCUGUAUUUUAAAUAAAUGCAUGGGUUUUUUUCUUUAAAAAUCAAUAUUGCAGAAUGAAGCAUUUAUUUUUCCUCACUUGCAUUUGUUCUUCAUCACUUUCUGACAGUAAGAGCUAUUCAACAGUGGAACGGCCUCCCUCAGGAGGUUGGUGGCUCUCCUUCCUUGAAAAUUUUUAAGCAGAGGUCAGGUGGCCAUCUGUCAUGGAUGCUCUAGUUGAGAUUUGUGCAUUGCAGGGGGUUGGACUAGAUGACCCUUGAGGUCUUUUCCAACUCUACAAUUCUAUGGUUUUUAUAGCCAUGAAAAAACAGAUGUUCUGUGCUUUCUAAGCAAUUUCAUCAAUUUAUCUUUAAAUUAAGGUUACCAGAUUUUUUCCAAAGAAUGCGGGGACACUUUUUUUUUUUUGAAAAGAGAAAAAAAGUUAUUAAAUUAUUUUUUUUUAAAAAAUUUAAAGCAAGAAGUAAUAUCUUCUCUUCUGUGGUUUCCUCUGUCACACAGCCUUCCUCUGGGCCCCGGCCUGCUCUCUUGGAGCGCUAGCUGCCGUGGAGUAGACUCAGGUUGGGUCUGGGCUUAGCCACGUGUUCUUGCCCUCCCAGUGCUCUCCUGCCUCUCCUCCUCAGUGGCGGCAGCAGCAGCGGCGGCGCGGCAAGGUCGGGGCUCCCCUCUUUUUUCUCCUUCCUCUUUCUCUCUCUUCCUUCUUCUCCUCUCCUCCUUCUCUCUGCAUCGGCUCUGGGGUUUUCCUUGCCCCAGAGCGCCACUGGGCAGUGGCCGGGCACUCUCAUUCCCGGCUCGAUUUGGGUCACAAGGUGGGGGGUCAGUAGUUCCCCCCGUUGACACGCCCUGGUUCCCCCUUGGCAGUGGUGGCGGCAGUGGCAGUCUCAGCAGCCUGGAGCCAGCCUGGUAGCGCAGUUGGCUCUGGCUGGCUUCAGGAGCUGCUCGGUGCUGUGGCACCCGCCAUUUUGCCUCGCCAGAAGUCCCCAUAUGAUGUGUCUUGUGCCAUUGAACCAAUCAUGCAACAUUCAUUCCCUACAAAUAAAUCUACAACACUUAAAAUAUAAAUCCGGGGACAUCAAAUGAAAUCCGAAGACAUUCCAGGGACGGGGACAGAUUUGUAAAUCUGGGGACUGUCCCCAGGAAACGGGAACGUCUGGUAACCAUACUUUAAAUGGGGUAAAAAGACCUCUUCAGGGAAUAUAACAUGUGAGGAGGAGCUUUGGGGACAAGUGUGUUAGCUACUCUCUCUGACCCUGCUUCCCUCUGCAAGUUGAAGGGCGACUGUCCGAAAUGGACUGCCUGUUUCUGCUCCCCACUGUGGCAGAGCUUAUUCUAGCCUCAGACCCUCAUUUGCGGUUAUUUCCCCUCGUCUCCCAGCUGCCUCCAUUGCCCUAUCCCCUGCUGUGCAGAAGGGUCCCGGCCCUCUAGAGAUGGUUUUCCUGGAGAUUUGCAGUGAGGAGGAAUGGACAGAAAUCUUAUCUUCCAUUGUUGUUCUUGUUUAGUCGUUUAGUCGUGUCCGACUCUUCGUGACCCCAUGGACCAGAGCACGCCAGGCACUUCUGUCUUCCACUGUCUCCCGCAGCUUGGUCAGACUCAUGCUGGUAGCUUCGAGAACACUGUCCAACCAUCUCGUCCUCUGUUGUCCCCUUCUCCUUGUGCCCUCCAUCUUUCCCAACAUCAAGGUCUUUUCCAGGGAGUCUUCUCUUCUCAUGAGGUGGCCAAAGUAUUGGAGCCUCAGCUUCACGAUCUGUCCUUCCAGUGAGCACUCAGGGCUGAUUUCCUUAAGAAUGGAUGCGUUUGAUCUUCUUGCAGUCCAUGGGACUCUCAAGAGUCUCCUCCAGCACCAUAAUUCAAAAGCAUCAAUUCUUCAGCGAUCAGCCUUCUUUAUGGUCCAGCUCUCACUUCCAUAUACCAUAUACCUUCCAUAAACGUCCUUUACUUUCCAUUAAUAUACCUUAGGAUCCAAGUCAUAGUGAAAUAGCAUAUUUAUGUAUCAUCUACAAAGCUGUUUUUCUGCUAGGUGGAAGUUUGAUUAAUUAGCACUUUGAUUACAGUGAAAUCUAGUGAAUAUGAAAGAAAACAUGCUAUGUUGUUCCUUAUGGGAUAUUUGUGUGUGUGUGUGUGUGUGUGUGUGUGUGUGUAUCACACACCAAUCCUGACCUAUUAUAUAACAUAUGGUUUCUCUAUCUCAGUGGGUUCUCUUUGGAAAUGUCAGUUGAAAUGCCCUUUGAAAUUAAACACAUUAGCAGCUGGACACAUCAGCUUGAAAUAAAGGUAAGCAAAUCUCCCUGGUACAUCUGUUUUUCAGGACAGGGCAGUUCGUAAUUGGGGGUGGGGGUGGGGAAAAUAAGUGAGCUGAAUUGCACCUCCUGUUUUAAAAGGAACAAUCUAUAUUUGUGCAGAAGUCAAGCUUGCAACGUGGAAAUGUGGAUAGAGAGAUAGAGAGAGGCAGAUAUAAUUAUACCGUGCCUUUCUAGAUGUGCAGCUGUAAGGUGCUUUACAAAGGAAUCAUGAAUUAGACAACCGCUGCCACCCCACACUCCCAAACAUCACAAGUACAGUGGUACCUUGGUUUGCAUACGUCUUGGUCUGCAUAUGUUUUGGAUUACAAACACGUCAAACCCAGAAGUACGUGUCCUGGUUUGCAACCUUUUUUUGGAUUACAACCCAUUUUUUUGGAUUAUGAACAAAAAAAUUUUGGAGGCCCCAUUGGCGAAAGUGCGUGUGGCGUUUGCCCUCCUAUGUGUGUGACAUCAUACUGGGUUCAUAGGGAAAGGGUUAACUAAUUGUAAAAUGACUAACCAAUGGGAACCCAAAGGGCAGAGUUAACUGUGUAUAAAGUUUAAGCACAGAGAGGAGUUAGAGUUAGAGUGGUUGAGAAGACAGUCUGGAGUUACCGUAGACUAGAGAGGGAAGAUAAGUCUGUGGGUUGGGCUAUUCUGGUGUGAGAGAGUGAGAAAAUUUGUUAAGAGGAGUCAGUCAAACAGUUGAGAUAAUCAAUCAGAAGGUAUUAGGAAGGUAUAGGCCGGUAAAGAAACUAAAGUUAAGAUACUGACAGGAAUGUUAUCUGAGAAACCAUAAACUUGUUAAUGUUUGUAAAAUAAACUUGUUUUUUUGGUUCACUUUUAACAACUGACUGGACUCAGUGUUUUACCAGAGAGUAACUGGUUGGUGGCAGCGGGGAAGCGAGCACAGUGGUGGCACAGGGAUCAAUAGACCGUUAAACGUCCGGGGAUGUGGUUGCCACAGUGCACCUUGGGUUACAACCUGUUUUGGUUUACAAAUGGACCUUUGGAACGGUUUCUGGUUGUAAACCAAGGUACCACUGUACAUCAUAUUUUUUUGUGGGGGAGCUAAAUUGGGAGGGGACCUCUCAAAAGAUUAGGAUGCAAAUUAUUCAGGCCUUUUUGCAACAACAGAGUCUCCCCCCCCCCCUUCUCUCUACUCUCCCUUCCCACUUUCAGAACACUGACUGUAAAGCUGUGGUUCGGACUGUUGACAACAGUUUCUUGGACACCAGUGGCUUUGCAAUGGAAAUCCUUAUCGGUGAUGUUCAUUUGCCCAGAAUGUGGGUAGAAAAGCACCCGGGCAAUGAGACUGAGGUAACUCUUAUUUUAUUCUUUCUUUAAGAUAUUUUCGAUUGCAUCUUUGAAUGAAUCUUCCAGGGGCAGUUUACUUAUAGUACACUGAAAGAAAACAAUAAAAAUGUAACAGCUGUGAAAAUAAUAACUAAAGAAAACACCCAUUAGAGCAUCAUUAAAGAGAUCAGCAUCUGUUCUUAUAGAACAAACUAGACAUGAUGUUAAAUUUUCAUUUAAUGUGCAGAUUUCUUUUAAAAGCAAGCAGCAUUGGCAAAAGAGGGAAGCUGAUAAUUAACGGGCCCAGUUGGGAAUUUUCUCUCAGCUUUAGAAAAGGGCUUUUUCUCAAGACCGCAAUAGGUUUUUUUUUUUGGGGGGGAGGGUUAGAUUUCCUCUCCAUGCCUGCUUCUAACCCUGCAUGUUAUAAACAAAGAUCAGGCCCUGCACAGCCAAGCAGAUCAUAAAAUUGUAGAGAUGGAAGGGACCAUCUCUAGUCCAACCCCCCUUACAAUGCAGGAAUCUUUUUCCCAGCAUGGGGCUCGAACCUACAGCCCUGUUGGGGCCCACGUGCUACGGCCCAGCCCACGGGGGCUGACCCUGCUGCCAUCCUUGUUUAGGGUCCCACCUGGCGUUACAGCCACCAUUGGUUCAAGCCCUCCGCUCGGCGCAACUGCCAGUUAUGCCUUCCUUCUCCAGGUGUGCUUACCCUGCAGCAGUGCAGUACUCUCUCUUGGGUCCACUAAAUAAUCCUUCCUGAAGCAUCUUGUAUGCAUCUGGCCAGUUUACUUUUUUUAAAAAAUAUGAUGUUGUUCGUGGCACGCAAAGAAGACUGGCAGGUCCUUUGCCAGUUUCUGGAUCCCAGCAAAUACACAGGUUUGCUGACCUUUCCAACUUCUGGCUGUGCCUUUCUCUCUUGUUUUGGCAUUGUGGACAUUUGCCUGACACCCCUGGUGAACUAAGGCUUCGUCGCUGUUGCCCAUCUUUGUCCUUUUAGGCCUGCAUGCUUGUGUUUCAACCGGAGUUCGAAUCGGCACUUGACCCUCUAAGCACCAGCGGGGAAACCGUGAUCUGCCUCGAUUGCUCCAAUUCCAUGGGAGGUUCGACAUUCCAGCAAGCCAAGCAGAUUGCCCUCUAUGCUCUAGAGUUGUGUACUUUUACUACGAGAAAUAUAAGCGUUAUCAGAUUCGGCACAAGUAAGAAAAGAGCUCUUGAACUAUGACAUGUUUCUCUCUUUCUCUCUCUUUGUAUAUUUCACUCUCCAUGCAGUGUGUGAUUUUUGAACACCUUAAGGCUCAGGGCUGAUCUGUUGGCUUUAUGCAGACAUUUGCAAUUUGGAUUGAUGCUGUUGUCUAAAAUGCAUAUUAUUUCUUUCAUCGGGAGGCAUCCCUAAGUGGCUUAUUGUUUUAUUUAGCACCUUAAGGGUGCAAUCCCACCCUCUGCUCAGGGUUGGCACAAUGAUCAGGUCCAGAUCAGACCCAAUGACAGGAAUCCUGGGGCAGCUCAUCCCUCUUUUCUUCCUUUCCUGAUAAUUUCUCAUAUCAGGGCUUUCCACUGGCCCGGCAGCAGAAAUAGCCCAGCAAGCUGCCUCCUUGCAUUUUCGGCUGGCAGAGGGUCAGUGCCUGGCAGGAAGCCAACUCAGCCAGCAGAGCUUAGUGGAAGGACACCUCUGCACAGUGCACACUCCCACAGCCUGACAAAAAGGGACGAUGAUGUUGGAUUUCUCUGCCAGCAUGCUAUUUCUUUGCUAUACACCGCUUAACCUGGGAGUAAGCUUCGUUUAACCCAGUGAGACGUACUUUGGCAUAGAUUUGCAUAGGGUUCCACUGCAAAAAUACAGAACUUCCAUUAUUAAUAAAAUUCUGUGUUGUUCUGCUUUUCCUGUACAGGUUUUGAAGAAUUUCCUUUCAAUCCUAAACCCCACAUGGCGGAUCUUGCAGCUCUGAAAAACUUUAUUAUAGUAAGUGCAUAUGUUUUAGCAUAUUUUUAAUAUUCUGUUGGGAGCUGCCCAGAGUGGCUGGGGAAACCCAGCCAGAUGGGUGGGGUAUGAAUAAUUUAUUUAUUUAUUUAUUCCUUCCUUCCUUCCUUCCUUCCUUCCUUCAUUCAUUCCAUCUGUGCACUUAAGUCUUUUGUGGUCUGCCAAAUAUAAUAAUAAAGUGUUUCCCCUCAUGUAACAAGAUCUCCGUUGUUGGCUCUUAUCCGUUAGUUUCAUAUUCCUUCAUUCCCCACAUUUCAGUAUCACUCUUUUAUGGAUUAUGUUGAAUAAAAGCACAUUAAAAAAAAAUACACACAUGAAGCUUUUAAAAAUCCACAGGGUUCCCAGGCAGUUUCUCACCCCAAUACUGACCCAUUCCAGCUAGGCUUGGCUUCAGCCGGGUUAUGAAGCUCCCUUAUUUCUCUGCUGCUACAAGUCUCAGUAGACAGGUGGCAUGAUGGUGCAAAGCAGCUUCAUCUGAUUGUAUCUUCAGUGAAUAACAGUGUGCUCAUGUCUUUCAACACUGAGAAAAUUUAUUUGCACCCAAAUUACAGCAUGGUUUCCCACAAGUGAAAUGCGACCCUGAACUAAUACUGCAGCCACACACAAUAUCUGUGUGAUGGGUAAAACUUGAGUGGAGCAAUUGACCACCCAUAUCCGCACCUGAUUACUAGUUGGUUAAAAACAAGGGUCUAAAAUGACCCUUUCUGUGUAUAUAUAUAUAAAAAACAUGGACAAGAAAUACCCACAACAUAUAUUGCAAUAUGGCAUAGAUAAGCAGGCACUACUCAUUAGCUCACGCAUAUCACUUUGUAUUUUCCAAGUUGACUUACUGGUGAACUCAUUUUGCUGGUUUACUGUAACCGCCUCCUUAUUAUGUACUGUAAAAUAAAACAUUUAGUAUUUUAUCCUCCCCUAGUGCCCCAUUUUUUUGUUAGUCAUGUCAUGUUAUGUUUUAUGAUUUAUAUGUGUACAAUUUUGCAACUAGAAAAUAAAUACCUUUUUUAAAAUUACCCUUUCUUGUUACCUUCCUCCUUCUUAGUCUGCCACAGCUUCAAUGGGGAAUUCCGAUAUAUGGAAGGUUUUGCAUUACCUGAGUUUGCUGUACCCUUCUAAAAGCAGGCGCAACAUUCUUCUUAUAUCUGAUGGACAUAUUCAGAACGAGGGCACGACCUUGCAGAUUUUGAAGAAAAAUACACACCACACUAGAAUAUUCACAUGCGGAGUGGGGUAGGUCCAAAUUGACUGAACACUUUGUUUUGUGCUCUGGGAAAAUUACAAAGUGUAUUUAAUAUGCCAGGCUUUUAGGAUGGUAGAGUGAGUCAUUUGCUUUGGUUGGCAGACUUGGGGCAUCAGUAGCGCUCAGGCCAGUAGUCAGGUAUCUGAUUUUUUUUAUUAUUAUUAUAAUGUUUGCACAUAUUUUAAAUAAUGUGUGUCCUUGAGCUCUCUUCUGUAAAGGAUAAUUAUCUGGGAUCAUAAUUGCAUUUUGUAUCAAUGUUAAGAUAAAGGGACAAUAAUGUAAGCAAAUUGAUAAUAUGGUUUGUCACUUGGCAGUGUAAACUUGUGGGGAGAAACCAGGUUGUACCUGAGGGCGUGCAAGUGCACUAUUUGGAAACCCACCCCCCUUAGAAGCUAAAAUAUGAAGCUUUCAUAUCCUAAGUCAAAGCCUUGGUUUAUCUAGCUCAGUAUUGUUCAUUCCGACCAUCUGUUUUCCUUGAGAUCCUUUUGAGUGGAGACAGACCUACUCAUUAGGCAAAAUAACCUACUCAUGACCUACUCAUUAGGCAAAAUGAGGCUAUUGGCAGGGGCUGGGGGGUGGUGAAUUUGCAUCUUAGGCCUUAGAGUAUUUUAAAUACAACUUGGGUUUAAAGGGAUUUCCAUUAAUAAUUUAAAAAGAUAUCCAACUACUCCGGAAGAGUGAUGGAGGUGCAGGCUCCCUGCUGAGCCACUCCUCCCAGACUUGCCUCUUUCUGAGGAAGGACCCCUCCGUUUCUCAGAGCAAGGCAGGGAGUGCAGGUGUGGAGCACGGUUAGCAGUGACAAAGCACUACGAGCCAGGAGCAGCAACGGUAGCUUAGCUUGACUGAACCUGUGAUCUUCAUACUUGUUCCUUAUACACACAAAGUAUGUCCUCAGCUACUGAGCUAUCUGCCCUCCCAAAUCUCUUGGCUAGCUUUGCCCAGCUUUCUGCUACAAGUAGAAGCAGGACAAAGGUUUCUUAUUUAAGGUAUGUGGUUCAAUUGAAGUAGAGGGAACAACAAUUUUGAGUGGGACCAAGGCAUGUGCAAUGGCUGAUGCGCACACUGUUUCUGGCCCUGGAAGGGGGCAGUACAGGGCAGGUUUACACUUGCUCCGCCAAUGCACACAGAACGCAAUGACCCAGAACGCAACCCAGUGCAAGCAGGGAGUUAGUUGCUUCAAAUGUCCAGGAUAUACUAAGCAAAAUAUUCAGUGUUGUCUCUUCAGGCUGAUAUUUUCCUGCAGUUUCCCCACCCUUUUAAAUUCCACAUCUCAUUCAAACUGGCCAUUUACUUAAACCUUUACAAAUUGCAUUAGCCCCGCAGCAAAUCGUCACAUGCUGAGAUCUUUAGCCCAGUAUGGAGCUGGAGCCUUUGAAUAUUUUGAUGCAAAAUCCAAAUACAACUGGGAGAGAAAGGCAAGUAUAUUUUAAUAUCUUUUUUCUGUAGUCACAGAGGGGCCAGCUCCUUUUGUGAGAUUGCUUUCGUAAGCUUCCUCUGUGGCAGUGGUGCUGUCUUGCCCCCCACUACUGCGGGUGCCCAGGGCCAUGUGUCCUUACCGGGGGGGGGCACUGUAGUGUGUGCACUACAUCAUCACGCCCCUGCCACAUGUGUGCUACGUCAUCACACAUCCCUAUCUGGGUGCAAUGAUGUAGUGGGUACACGCCGGGGGGCGUGAUGAUGUAGCUCACAUGCUGGGGUGUGUGUGCAUGCGGCUGCGCCAAACUUUGCAUGUUCCCGGCCCGCUCACUUAAAAUGUUGUGGGAGCCAUGGCACACAGGGCCUCUGGGACCUGGCACCUAUGCUCUGUGGGAAUAUUUGGCGGAGGCUUUCAUUUUUUUGUUUUACUGCGAUGUUGAGAUGAGGGAACCUGUGGCUUAUGUGGAAAAUAGAUGAAAUCUUGUUGAGGCACUUCAUGCUCAGAGAAGAGGCCAAUGUCCCUGUGUUUGUGGUAUAUCAAAUGCUUCAACAUGCACUGCUGUCUGUGAACCAGUCUAGAAAUACCGUGCUCAUUUCUUUUUUAUUCUGAGAGGACAAUUUAUACGGAGAAAGUUUGCUUAGAUUGCUACCCCGCAGAGAAACCGGAUGGGGUGCAUCUGUAUUCCAGUGACAAGUAUCUUCACAUUGCUACUUAUUCCGCAUCCUGUUCACUCCCACUGCUAAUUUUUGGACCCCCAUUCACAUGACAUUAGAAACAAUCCACAAGCCUGUUGUUUAUUGACAAAUUCUGCUGUUUAAUGCAUUCUUUCUCAACCCAGCUUCAAUCUGGCUGGAAAACGAAAGCUGCAUUCAUUUUGUACUUAAGAAUGGUGUGGACGUUUGAGGCAGCCAUUGCACAUAUGCAGAUGGAUGGACAUGCACAGAUGGCAGCUUCAUGAAUAGGAGUUUUUAUUUUGGGAAGGUUGGGGGUGGGUUCGGGCACAGGGUAGCCAAAAGGCCAUGCAUUUCAGGUGAAUAUAUGCCUGCCCCCUGUCUGCCUGAUGAAGUGUCAUACAAAAAAACUGUGUAGCUGUAUAAUUCUUGUGUCCUUUUUUUUUACCCUGUACGAAAGCAACAAAUAAUAAUUUUCUGUUUCCUUCUCUGCAUCCAGAUGAAGAGUCAGACAUCAAGAAUGUCUUCUUUGGGGUGCAAUGCCGUUUCCAUCAAAUGGCAGCAGUUUGAUUUUGAUGCACCUGAGCUAAUGUACGCACCUGCUCAGAUACAGUCUCUCUUCAAUCACGACCGACUUCUGAUCUAUGGAUUCAUCUCUCACUGUACUCAGGUAAAUAAGCUUGUCGCCAACCUAAUCUCACCACCUUGUGUAGUACAAGCAACUGGCAAAUGCUUUUAGCUCCAUGCAAGUGCUUUGGAAUUUUUGUUCCAACUAAUGGCACACAUGGAAAGUUUAAGUGAGAGUGGAGAAAUGCAAGAACGACAAACAAGCUGAAGGGUAGAUCCAGAACGGUCCCUUUCUGCUGAAGUGAAAAUGACUUUGCUAAGAAUUGUGGAGCAGGCAAAACAAUACUAUAGCAGUAGUAAGCAUGACAAAUGCAGUUGCACUGUAAGGCACAACUUUGGGGCAGUUGUCCACUUGGCACGAACAGGAGGCACCUCAAACACAGCUGAGCGGCCCAGCCAUAUUUUAGAGUGGAAUUGUAGAGUUGGAAGAGACCUCAAAGGCCAUCCAUCACAUGCUAAUGCAGGUGAUACAUUAUCAUCUCAAAAGGACACUCCCCUUUCCCCCCUGUAAGACCAUUAAGUCUUAAAUUCACAGCUGGACAAAUAUGCCCAUUUUAGCAACCACCAUUUAUAUAUUAUAUGCAGCAUGUAUUAUUUAGUUAUUUUCUCCUUCAUCUUCCCCAGAUGCAACAAAACAUGUCUCUCCCCUAUCGGUGUCUACAGCCACAGCAGGCUCUGUAACCUUCCAACAGUUUGGCUCCACCUCCAAAGGCACUCUCCUCCAUUGUCUCCCAAGGCAGGCGGAUCCCAACACACACUAUAUGCCGCUGAAUCAUUAGUAUUUCCAGGUGGUGUGCCUAAAAACAAACCGUAUGAAGAAUAAAACUAUGAAUGGCCAUCCUAAAACCAAGCAGAAACCCAAACAUUAGUUUAAAGCAUCUGUUGGAACAGGAAAGUGUUAGUGCCUGAGGGUGCCUGUCUAAUCUCGGCUAGGAGGGAGUUCCAUAGUCUUAGACCUGCAACACUGACUGCCCGGCUUUUGGAGCCAUGGGGCUCAGUGAUAGGGGAGGGGUAUAAGGGGUCAGGUGGUCCUUAAGACCUACAAGAGUAAUUCAUUUUAUGAGAUACUAAACAAUCAUGCUGCACGCUGUAUUUAUGUCACUGUACUCGCAUGAAAAAGUAACACAGCACAUUCUGUUACCCUUAAUAGUGAAUAUUCAGCAUAUUUAAUUAAAACAAAAGGAAUAUUUCUGCUUGUUCUUCUUUCUUUCAGGCCACUUUAAAUGCACUAAUAGACGACAAAGAGCUGCAGACUGUGGUGUCCACAACUGAGCUGCAGAAGACAACAGGCACGGUGAGCUCAUGCUUCUCUCAUAAGCUACACCAGGGUCUAAAAUAAGUCGGAAUAAGGGAUUUUGAAGCUGUUGUUUUAAACCACCACUUUCCCCCUCUCAGUGUUUAUCCCUCCUCACUCCCAUGCGUGGCUGCUGCUGUUGUGCAACCCGCCUUCCUUCUCACACACCCCUAUCCUGCCAUCUAGAUAGAUAAAAAGGUAAAGGGACCCCUGACCAUUAGGUCCAGUCGUGACUGACUCUGGGGUUGCGACGCUCAUCUCGCUUUAUUGGCCGAGGGAGCCGGCGUACAGCUUCCAGGUCAUGUGGCCAGCAUGACUAAGCUUCUUCUGGCAAACCAGAGCAGCGCACGGAAACGCCAUUUACCUUCCCGCCGGAGCGGUACCUAUUUAUCUACUUGCACUUUGACGUGCUUUCGAACUGCUAGGUUGGCAGGAGCAGGGACCGAGCAACGGGAGCUCACCCCAUCGCGGGGAUUCAAACCACCAACCUUCUGAUCGGCAAGUCCUAGGCUCUGUGGUUUAACCCACAGCGCCACCUGCGUCCCUAUCUAGAUAGAUAGAUAAAUAUUAUUAUUGCAGGUGGCAGAAACAGGUGUGUUUGUCCAAUCAAAGUCAUCUAAUCAGGUCUCCCCUCUGAAAUGUUGGAUAAAUUGUGCCCCUCCCCCAAAAGCUGCCGUUUGCUCUGGGAGGGAAACUGCAAUUGACCCCUGUGGGCAAUUUUGGCACAGGAGGAAAAGGGUUUUUUUCCUUAAAAAAAGAAAACUCUUCCCAAUGUAUCAUGGUAUUGAUCCUGACUGGGCGUAGUAAUCCUAUAAAUGUCUACUCAUAACUUCCUUUUAGGUCAGUGGGUCUAAGUAUCUGGUAAGUGCAUAUGGGAUUGGAGCCUAAAUGUUGCUUAAAUUGUUAUAAUUAUUUUAAAAACUUGUUUUUUUGUAUAUACAUACUGUAUUUUGUUACUGCUACUAAUUCUUGGUUCUCUCUUCCCCCCCCCGCCCCGCCUCCUUCCCCACUGCCCAAUCUGUAUAGAUGCUGCACAAACUUGCAGCAAGAGCCUUCAUUCGAGAUUAUGAACAAGGGAUUCUUGAUGAAGAUGAAACAGAACAUGAGGUACAUUGCCAAAAAAAAAGUAAAAUGAAAAACAUGGAACAAUUUAUUGGCCAGCCAUUUUAGUUACAGCUGCUGCUCAUUUAGAUAUGACUUUUGAUGAAUUGUAGGAGGUUAGGGCCGCAAUCAUAUACAUUAUACGUAUCCCAUUGAACUCAGCGUGGCUUAUUUCUGAAGAGGCGUGUAUAGAAUUGCACUGUAAUUGAUGAAACCUACACAAACCUGCACAUUACAAAAAUAUCAGUUCUAAAGAAUAUAAGAUUUACUUUGAAAAGAUUAUUGUGCAAGUUGAUAAAAAUAGUUGCGUACUUUCUGUAACCUACAUAACUUGCGUUAAAUAAUGGAUAGCAAGACAAAUAGCGUAGUAUUUGACGGAAACGGAACUGCAGUGGAGCAGAAACAGCACUGAUUGUGGUGGAUACUGGCUGCAAUGGAAAUUGCUGCCUUUUUACAUCCAUAGCCAUGAUGUGUCAAAGCAGUACAGUACUAUGGAUUCAGAUGGGCAUAUCUGAAGUUCCAAGUAUAUGUGGGGUCCCGGUGUCAUGUGGUUAUAGGAUUGCUCUGGCCAGGACCUGAAAUCCCUGUUCCUGUUUCGGCCCCUGGGCAAGAAUGAAUAAUAAUAAUAAUAAUAAUAAUAAUAAUAAUAAUAAUAAAUUUUAUUUAUAUCCCGCCCUCCCCAGCCGAAGCCAGGCUCAGGGCGGCUAACAGCAAUAAAACAGUACAAAAGUACAGCACAAACAACACUCUAAAAUCAUUCAUUAUAAAAUUAAUUAAUUCAAGCCACUGGCAACCAUUGGGCCAGAGCUCCGCAAAGAUUGCCGAGGGAGGGAGUCAGGCUGUGCCCUGGCCAAAGGCCUGGUGGAACAGCUCUGUCUUGCAGGCCCUGCGGAAAGAUGUCAAGUCCCGCAGGGCCCUGGUCUCUUGUGACAGAGUGUUCCACCAGAUCGGAGCCACGGCCGAAAAAGCCCUGGCUCUAGUUGAGGCCAGCCUAACUUCUCUGUGGCCUGGGACCUUCAAGAUGUUUUUAUUUGAAGACCGUAAGUUUCUCUGUGGGGCAUACCAGGAGAGGCGGUCCCGUAGGUACGAGGGUCCUAGGCUGUAUAGGGCUUUAAAGGUUAAAACCAGCACCUUAAACCUGAUCCUGUACUCCACCGGGAGCCAGUGCAGCUGGUAUAGCACCAGGUGAAUGUGAUCUCGCAGCGAAGACCCCGUAAGGAGUCUCGCUGCAGCAUUCUGCACCCGCUGGAGUUUCUGGGUCAGUCUCAAGGGCAGCCCCACGUAGAGCGAGUUACAAUAAUCCAGUCUGGAGGUGACCGUCGCAUGGAUCACAGUGGCUAGGUCAGGGCGAGAGAGGUAAGGAGCCAACUGCUUAGCUUGGCGGAGAUGGAAAAAUGCCGCCUUUGUUGUAGCUGCAAUCUGCGCCUCCAUGGAAAGGGAGGUGUCGAAGAUUAUACCCAAACUCUUAACGGACGGUGCUGGCACUAAUUGCGCCCCCGCAAGAGAUGGGAGUUGCCCCCCCCUAUCCCAUAUCGUCCCGUCCCAGCCACAGGACCUCUGUCUUCGAAGGAUUUAGCUUCAACCGGCUCCCACGUAACCAUCCAGCCACAGCUUCCAAACAUCUGGUCAGUGUGUCUGGGGCCGAGUCAGGAUGGCCAUCCGUCAACAGAUAGAGUUGGAUGUCAUCAGCAUACUGAUGGCAACCCAGCCCAAAACUCCGGACAAGCUGGGCGAGGGGGGCGCAUAAAGAUGUUGAAAAGCAUCGGGGAGAGUAUCGCACCCUGAGGUACUCCACACACCAAGGAGUGGGGCGAUGACAAUUCCCCCCCAAGCGCCACCCUCUGUCCCCGACCAGAGAGAAACGAGCGCAGCCAUUGAAGGACUGUGCCCUGGAUCCCCAAGUCGGCAAGGCGGUGGUCCAGAAGUUUGUGAUCGACCAUGUCGAAAGCUGCUGACAGAUCUAGAAGAAUCAGCAGCCCCGACCCACCUCGAUCCAGCUGCCUACGAAGAUCAUCUGUUAGGGCAACCAGAGCCGUCUCGGUCCCAUGACCAGCACGGAAGCCGGACUGGAAUGGAUCCAGAGCCGAUGUUUCAUCCAGAAACCCACCAAGCUGUUCAGCAACCACUCUCUCAAUCACCUUACCCAGGAACGGAAGAUUCGAAACUGGGCGGUAAUUGGAUAGAUCUAAAGGAUCUAAUGAUGUUUUCUUUAAGAGCGGGCGCACCACUGCCUCCUUCAGUUCCCCUGGGAAUGUCCCCGUGCCAAGGGACAAAUUGAUGAUAUCCCCCAGGAGGGCCCGCACCUCGUCUGGACACGCUCUAAUCAGCCAAGAUGGGCACUGGUCAAGAGGACAGGUGGUGGGCUUUCCACAUUGUCCACAUCGGCUGGGGAUAUCCGUUUGAAGUGGUCCAAUACUGGACCCGAGGACAGUCGAGGGGCCUCCAGUUCCUUUAUUGUAUCCAAGAAUAAAUGCAUUAGUAUGCAGCUUUGUUUUCAGUUACACUUUGGGGAGGGAAGGAAUCCCUUUCUGGCAAGGAGGGGACUAGGGGUCAUUGUAUGUGGAGCAAGACAGAUGCCCUCAAAUAUAAAACCUCACAGCUUUUGUAGCCAGCUUUUAUUUUCAGCAGCCACAAUAUAGCCAUACUGACCUUAUUAUUGUGGGAGUGGUUUGCCAAUGCUUAUUUGGUUCACCAUUUAGAGAAGCAUCUCUUCACUGUUUUCAGCCCUAUACUUCACCUGCUUUGAUUAGAGCUCUCUGUGUUGUUUUGAAAUAACAAUAUGCCUGUGUCUUACCUAUUUAGAUGAAGAAGCAGCUGUUGAAGUCCCAAAUCAUUGAGCUCAGUCUGAAGAACUCCAUUGUGACCCAGUUUACAAGUUUUGUGGCAAUUGAGAAAAGGGUACGUGUGUUCACUGAGGUACUUUGUACGCAUGAGCUGUCACUUAAUCCUUGGGCCCACCGUUCAUACUUCAUCAGUUCUCUUAAAGGUAAAGGUAAAGGGACCCCUGACUGUUAGGUCCAGUCGCCGACUGGCUGAGGGAGCCGGCGUACAGCUUCUGGGUCAUGUGGCCAGCAUGACUAAGCCGCUUCUGGCGAACCAGAGCAGCGCACGGAAAUGCUGUUUACCUUCCCACUGGAGCAGUACCUAUUUAUCUAUUUGCACUGGCAUGCUUUCGAAAUGCUAGGUUGGCAGGAACUGGGACCGAGCGACAGGAGCUCACCCCAUCGCAGGGAUUCGAACCGCCGACCUUCUGAUUGGCAAGUUCUCUUAUUGACCUAAUAUUAAUGACUGAAUUUAUUAUUACCGAGCACCAGAAGUAUAGAAGAUGCUGGGAAGAAGAAGCACCCAAAGAUGGGUUGUAUCCUUUUACCACUUGGGUCAUGUAAUCCAUGAAUCCUUUUAUACUCCUGCUCAGGAGACUCCACCCAGAUCCCCUUCAAGCCUUCCCCAGAAUCAGUGCUUUUCUUUCAUCUCAUCUCUUGAAAACCUUCGUGUCUAGUCUAAAUACUAUUUUUCUCCCUGGAAUCUAAAGAUGCUAUUUCACUUGUUUUUCACCUUCACUUAUUUUCUUCCCUUUUUUUCAAAACAGCUUUAUCUUUGUUCUAUUCUUCCUUCUGCUUCUCUGCUUACCCUUCUCUCUCUCCCUCUCUCCCUUGGCAUUGUUUUCCUCAGAACAGCUGUAAAAUGCAUUGCAUUUUCAACUGGUCUCCAUUCUGGAGAACAAGCAGGGGAGUGUACUUGGUUACCCAGUUUAACUUGUUGACUGAGAUGAUUAUUUCGCCAUUGAACAAUUGUUCAAAGUAGCAUAAUUGUUAAUCUCAUGGCUUGGACACAUUGCAAAAUUGGGGCAGGCCAGGUGAUGUAACACAGGUGUGGGAAACCUUUGGCCCUCCAGAUAUUGUUAAACUACAACUCCCAUCAUCCCUUCCCAUUGGCCAUGCCUGCUAUGGCUGAUGGGGACCAUAGUUCAGCAACAUAUGGUGCGUCAAAGGUGUGGUGGGCAGCCCUGAAGGCAGCCCUGUUUAGGGAAGUUUUUAAUAUUUGAUGCUUUAUCAUGUUUGUAGUAUUCUGUUGGGAACCGCCCAGAGUGGCUGGUGAAACCCAGCCAGAUGGGCAGGGUAUAAAUAAAUGAUGAUGAUGAUGAUGAUGAUGUAACAUAAUAAACUGGCUGCUCCAUCCCAUUGCACAGAGGGACUGCUCACAUCAUUUAUGCCUGAGUGUGAAACACCAAACUUGCAUGUCGCAUCAUCUGUGGGGUGAGGAGGCAUCCUUCACCUGAAAGGAGCUCCACUCUGGGUUACGCAUGGACCAAUGCAAACUGAGGAAAACAUUGCCUGAGGGGGCUUCCUACAGCCAAGCAGAGCGGCACAUGAUGGAGAACAUGCUGAAUCUGCUUAAAGCAGGGGUGGCUAACCUGCGGCCCUCUAGAUGUUGUUAGACUCCAACUUCCAUCAGGCUCAUCCAGCAUAGCCAAUGGUUAGGUAUGGUAGUUCAACAACAACAACAACGUAUUUAUACCCUGCCCAUCUGGCUGGGUUUCCCCAGCCACUCUGGACAACUACCAACAGAAUAUUUAAAAUAGAAUCAAACAUUUAAAACUUCCCUAAACAGGGCUGCCUUCAGAUGUCUUCUAAAAGUCAGAUAGUUGUUUAUUUCCUUGACAUCUGGUGGGAGGGCAUUCCACAGGGCAGGCACCGCUACCAAGAAGGCCCUCUGCUGGUUCCCUGUAACUUCACUUCUCACAGUGAGGGAACUGCCAGAAGGCCCUCAGAGCUGGACCUCAAUGUCCAGGCUGAACGAUGGGAGUGGAGACGCUCCUUCAGGUAUACAGGUUCCCCACCUCUGGCUUAAAGUUUCUAUGUUUUUCUUAGGACUUCCCCAUCCCAGUUCAGAUUAAUUCCAGUGUUCAUUUUUGUAUCUUGAAGCAUGCACAUUAUUUUACGUAAUUUAUAACCUUGCUUUUUAAUACUUAUUUUUGUGGUGCUUUUUAUUCUACCCCCCGCCCCCCAUAUUCAGGAUACAAAUGAAGACCAGACUGCUGAUACUCUGGAUGUUUUGGAACUUGUAGCCAAGAUGGAUGUAGACAUCUUACCCUACAUGGAAUAUCAGUCAAAAGGACAGACGGCUCCUUGCGAGUCCCUAAGUUUUGUAUGUAUCCAACACUUUCUGGUCCUCUUCUCCCUUCAUGCAUUCCACUUUAUGCAUCUCAUGAAGUGGUCUGUGGUCCUUGGCAUGGUAAAAUGCACUUUUCAUUAUUACUAAUUUUGCUUUCUUCCCUAUUUUAUCUCAUUCCCCACCACCUCUAUAUAUAUGUGUGUGUGUGUGUGUGUGUGUUUGUUCCAGUCAUCAAGAGCCUCCAUCGUUGAGGAGGAGGGAAUAGGCUUUGAGGAGGAGGUAAUAGACCGUGAAGUAAGUUGACAAAAAGAUAAAAUACUUGAAACCGCACUGUACGUUGGCCAGCCAUUUUAAUUAAGGUUGUUGCCUUUGCUUAAUUGUAUGAGGUUAAGGUUGGACUCUUACAUGUCCUGACCUGUGAAUUGCAUUGAACUCAGUAUUAAAAUCCAUAUUAAUAAGUGUAAUUAUACUUCGAUACAACCUUGACAUUUCAUUAGACGAAAACAAGAGCUAUACUUCAGUGGGGAAGGCGCAUCUGAUGGGUCAGUUCCCUCUUACUAACUUAGCGAACUGAAGUAUUCCGUUUAAUUUGCCUAUUCUGCCUUUGUUUAUCUUCCUUUGCAAAUGUCUUGAACACUGAGACAUUGGAAUGUAAUUUAGUGAAAUUAAAACAGUGGUAGCCAAUGUGGUGCCCUCCAGAUGUUUUGAACUCUCAACUCCCAUCCGCCCCAGUCAGCAUGGCCAGUGGUCAGGGAUGAUGAAAGUUAUGAUCCAAAAUAUAUAGGUUGCACUACAUUGGCUGGGUUGAAGACACUGUUCUGCAUUUCAAAUUCUAAGAGCUCUUCAUCCCCCACAACUCUUUUCAAAGGUGGGGAAGGGGACACACUGUGGGAGGAAUUGUGCCCCACUCCCAAGAAAUUGCUGUUUGCUCGGGGAGGAAAACUUUUACAGUGGUACCUUGGUUGUCAAACGGCUUAGCUCCCGAACAAAUAGGCUCCCACAAACCCGGAAGUAAGUGUUCCAGAUUGCAAACAUUUUUCGGAAGCCAAACUCCUGCAGCCAAUCAGAAGCCAUACCGUGGUUUUUGAACGGUUUUGGGAGUCGAAUGGACUCCCAGAACAGAUUAUGCUUGAGAACCAAGGUACCACUGUACUGACAUUUGAGGGCAUUUUUUUUGUCAGGGAUAUGGCACUGGGCGGGUGGGGGGAGUUUUUUUUUUAAAAAAAACUUCUCUGUGUAUCACAGUCUUGAUCCCAACUAUACUCCUGACAUGUUUUAUUAUUACUAGUACAAUAAUCAUUACUAAUUAUGCUUUCUUCUAUUCUACCACCCCACCUCUCACCACCCAUAUAUAGCCGAUGCUUGACUUUCAUUUAGCAGAAGAUCUUGGAGUUUAUGAAGAAGUGGCUAUUGAGAAGGAAGAAAUAGAAUUUGUGGAGAAAACGAAAAAGAAAAGGAGAAAAAUGGUAAGGGAACUUGAGGUACAUUGGUGCAAAAAAUACAAGAAAAAACAUGAAGCAGUUUAUUGGUCAGCCAUUUUAAUUAGAGCUGUUGCACACUUUGAGAUUUUUUUUAAUUCAUUGCACAAGUUUAAGGAUGGAGUCUUAUACCUUCUGACCUUUGAGUCCCAUUGAACUCAGUAUUAAAAUCCCUUUUAAUAAGUGUAAUAAUUGAUACAAUCUUGGUAUUCAUUAGACAAGAUUAAGAACUAAUCUAACAUAACUCAAAGGCCUCAUUGAUUCACUUCUAGAAAGCAUUUUUUCCAAGAUGAAACUUUUCAGUUAAACCUGUGUCAUGAAAACACUCGCAAGCUUCAGUUAAUCAUAAGUUGUACACACAACUAUUUGGAACAUAGGAGCUGCCUCUGUUUCCUAAGAAGCCUAUCUGUAUCAGCGGAGACAAAUACAUGUGAGGAUGUAGUUAUUUCUGGGGGGGGGGGGGGACACAGAUUUUAUCCAUGCUAGCCCAGAAGUAAGGUUUUCACUAAGUCAGCUUGAAUUAAAAUGGUAGCUCUACACAGCACAGUACAGAGCAGAGUUUCUCAAACUCAGGUCUCCAGCUGUUUUUAGACUACAGUUCCCAUCAUCCCUGACUACUGAGUCUUGCUAGGUAGUCCCAAAACAGCUGGAGAUCCAAGUUUGGGAAGCUCUGGUAUAGAGCUUAAUUAUCCGACAAUGCCUUCCUCCAUUGUCGUGAUCCAUUCAUGUUUACUUAGAAGUAACUUUGCUGAAUGGGAUCAAUUAACGAAUCAGUAACUUCCUGUGGCACUAGCAUUAAAGCAAUAAAAGUACUCAGUGCUUAGUCCCAGAUUAUAUUGUUUACAGUUUAGGUUGACUACAGAUCUAGUAUAGUUUUUCCCCCUUUAAGUAAAAAUGAUUUUUAAUGCUUGAUGCCUAUAGUUUAUAUUUCCAGAAUAAAUCCUUUUAAGGAGGUUUCUUUCCGACAGAUCAUAGAUUACUGUUCUUGUUGUUAAACCUAUUCGUUUCUUGUCACCAAACAGCAAGUAAUUUACACUGAAGAACAUAUGCAUGAAUACAUUAUAACGUAGAAUUCGGGGGGGGGGGGAGAUUCUAUAAGCAUUGUGAAUAAUGAUAUAUAAAAACAAUGUGUGUUUUCCCAGCUGUGAGACUAAAAGAAUAAAUUUUACUCCGCAGAAGUCUGUGGUUUCCAUGGCUGACCACGUGCCUGAAGCAUUUCAAGAUGAGAGCGGAUAUAUGUCAGCUGCUCCUCCACUGCGGAUGUCAUUUCUUAAGAAGCAACCUAAGAAAGCAGUUCCACGUACUGAGGCAGAGAAUUUGAGUAUGUCAGUGCUGGAGGAAUUUACAGGUGGCACGCCAGCAGGUGGCAUGAGCGGUUGUCUUCUCAGUUCUGACUUGAAGGUAAUCCCCAAAGCUGCCUAGCCGGGGCAUAUGCUAAGAGCAUACCACUUCCCCUGGGUCAGUACUACUUCACACAGGUGUCUUUUUUUGGAGGAAGAGAGCACUGGGCAUUUAGAAUACUUUUGUAAUACUUGGUUUGUUUACACAUAUAGUAGAGCCAAAACAGAGGCAACCAGCAUGUGUAUGCCUGCCACACAGCCAAUCCACUCCUUCACAUCCAGUCCCCAGAGAAAGAUACCAAAAACUGCUUCCCUUUUUCCUUUGUGCGCACACACACACACACACACACACGCACAGAGUUGUUUCUGGGCAUUCAUAGCAUCUCCAUCUCAAACAUUCCAAGGUGAUCAAGAAACUGUUUCCUCACAAUGCGCUCUCAGAAAAGACACAUCCACUGGCUGUGCUGAACUUCCAAGAAAUAUUAACAUUAUUUGGUGUGCGUUUCUAAAAUUCCUCUAAGGAAGUUCUCUUCAGACAAAAAUUCUGAGGAACUUUUUGACCACUUGUAUGACUCAGUGGGAGGCACAUCUAAACACUGAGGGGAUUCAAAAACAGAUUUUCAAGGGUUUUGAAUGAUAAUUUAGGGAAAACAUAACAUGUGUCAUUAGUUAAAGCUAAAGGACCACUGGACAGUUAAGUCUAGUCAAAGGCGACUAUGGGGUUGCAGCGCUAAUCUCGCUUUCAGGCUGAGAGAGUCAGCGUUUGUCCACAGACAGCUUUCCAGGUCAUGUGGCCAGCAUGACUAAACUGCUUCUGGCAGAAUGGAGUGCCAUGACGGAAGCCAGAGCACAUGGAAACGGCGUUUACCUUCCCGCUGCAGUGGUACCUAUUUAUCUAUGCUCACUCGCGCGCUUUCAAACUGCUAGGUAGGCAGGAGCUGGGACAGAGCAACAGGAGCUCACCCCAUUGUGCAGAUUCAAACCGCCAACCUUCUGAUCGGCAAGCACAAGAGGCUCAGUGGUUUAGACCACAGCACCACCCGCAUCCCUUAUAACGUGUGUGAACCAUAUUUGAGUCUAAAUGAAUGGAUUUUUCUUCAUAGUUGAGUGAUACUUCCAUACCUGACAUCAUGUCUGAAUUAGCAGAUGAGAUUUCUUCUCCAGUAAACUUAACAACGAACAGAGUCUCCCGAUUUCUCUCCCCUCACUGUUCAGCAGCUGCAUUGCCGUUAGCCGACGUAUCUCGUCCCAAUCCCAGCUCUGAUUUGUGGGUAAUUCUGAAAGCCUCCUAGUCUGAUCAUAUGUGGAAUGCACACCGCUUUCCCAAGCAGCGAGAAAUUCCAGGGGCAGCCGUGCUAUUUGGAUACCUACAGCAUUUUUGUAAUAUUUGGAUUGUUUACAAAUAUAGAAGUGGAGCACACAAGUGGAGGCAACUGGUAUAUGCUGUCCUGCCAUGCAGCUGAUCUACCCCUUCGCAUCCAGUCCCCAGAGAGAGAUACCACCACUUGCCUUCAGAUCACAGCUAACUCUGCUUCUUCCCCUUGCAAAACUUUCCGUUAUGCAUAAACACACACACACACACACACACACACACACACACACUGUUGGGUGUGCCCCCUUUUCCUAGCAAUGGUUGCUUUUCCCACCCCAAACAUUCAAGAAGGAUUAAGAAACUAUCUUCUCACAAUUCACUCUUGUAAAGAUGCUGAACCACUAGGAAAUGCUAACAUUCUUCUGUUAAAUCCCAAGUUAUGAUCGGGGAAUACUCCAAGGCAAGGGUGGCUUGUACAUGGCCCUCCAGAUGUUGCUGUGUUACAAGUCCCAUCAUUUUUUUACUGUUUACCAUGCUGGGUGGUGGGAGUUGGAGUCUACUGACAUCUCAUAGCCACUGGUUAGACACCCCUGCUGCCAGGCAAUCCCAUUAGACGGCAAUCUCGCAACAAUCCAAAGGUCCUUUGAGGAAGUUCUCCCAAGGCAGACAUUUCGGGGGGUUUUUUUAAAUCAGUUGUACAACUUGGUGGGAGGCAUACCUUAACAUUACAAGAGUUUUGUGUGAGGGGUUUCAGAAGCAGAUUUUUCAAGGCUGUGGUAGUUAAUGUAGGAAAAGCAGAAUGUGUGUGAAGCAAAUCUGAGUCUAAAAUAACAACUUUUACCCCAUAGGUGCCUUCUCCUCCUAUUGCUGGCAGCAAGCUUGAGGGUAGCUCCUCAGGCUUCGGUUUUGGAAUCCAAAAUAGUGCUCCGAUAAGCGCCCUUCCUCCACCGCCUCCUAGUCCUCUAUAUGGGAACAUCCGCAAGUUUGGAUCACCUGCAACUGGUCUGAUCGGUUCUGCUUUUGGCUCACCUGCUUUUGGAUUACCUGCAGCUGCUCAGUUUGGUUCACAAGCAGUCCCCCAAGCUCCGAUAAGCACUGCUUCACCACUGCCGCCUCUGACUGGAGGCAUCCCCAACACGUUGGCUUUUGGGUCAUCUGCAGCUGGUCUGUUUGGUUCUAUUUCCAGUCCCAGUUUGGGUUCACAGGCAAUUCCCCAAGCUCCAGUAAGCACCGCUGCUGCUCCCCCACCUCCUCUGCCUAGAGGCAGCCUCAACAUGUUUGCUUCGGGACCACCUGCAACUGGUCCGUUUGGUUCUAUUUUUGGAUCACCUGCAACUGGUCCGUUUGGUUCUACUUUUGGAUCACCCGCAACUGGUUCGUUUGAUUCACAGGCAAUCCCCCAAAGCUUUAGCUUGAGGGAAUUUGAUAUGCUUCAACAGAAGGAUCCGUUUCUACUUCCAGCGCUUCCACCUAAAAGAGUGCAAGCUCUUAAGCUUUCUCUAGCACCUGGAAAAGCAUUUGCGCAAGGAAGUGCACAGGAGUCGGUCAGCCCUCUUCGCAGAGUGCCAGAAAUGCAGUGCUCAAAGGAAACCUCUGAGGCUUCUCACAAGAUGCACUAUAGCUUGCAGGGGGUAAGAUGUCUUUAACUAUUUUUAAAACUGUAUGUUAAUUGUAAUCCACCCUGGGACAUUCUGGUGAAGGUUGGGUGAUUUUGUGUGUGUGUGUGUGUGUGUGUGUGUGUGUAUACACACACACACACACACAGACACACACACAGUAUAUAUGCUUAUCUGUUCUUAUUGCUUCUCUAGCCUAUACUACUAUUUUUGAUGGAGCACCUACCCUUAGAGAGCAGGGCUUUUAGAUGUGCUGGGUUAGGUUGUGAUUCUUCACAUCCCUUGAGGACUAGCUCUGGGGGAUAUUUUUCACUCUACAUUGUUGUCUGUCUCUCUCUUUAAAGAAUACUCUCCUGGAGAUGCACAAAAUGAAAAGGCACCAAUCAUUUCCUGCACAAAAGCCGCUAAGGGUUGUAUCCUGGCCUCAACUCUUUAAACUCCAGGAUCAGGUAUGCACCUUCUUUUUUUCUCUAGCUGUUGCAAGAAAAGAGGGGGGGAAACAGACAAAUGGAGCUUACCCUUGGGUGUAGCCAGGAGGAGCAAAGGGGGCAGUUGCCCCCUCCCCAGAUAAAGUAAAACAAUAGAAGUACUUAACUAACUGACCAAUCACGUCGGUUCUGCCCCCCUAACAAAAGUCCUGCCCCCCCCCAAAAAAAUCCUGGUUACGCCCAUGACUCUACCAUUAUUUUGCAGAAACAGAGGGCCUAUCCCUCUGAUACUGUGGGGAAGGGACAUUUUGACAAAUAGAGUUUGUUGUUGCAGCUUUAUGAUUAUCUUUAUAUUUUAUUGAUUUACAUUUGUGAGCUGCCCAGAGAGGAUACCAUUGAUGGGGUGGUAUAGAAAUUCCCAAAUGAAGCAGAAUUUUAUUUAUGUAUUUGCAUAUCCUAGAUGCCUCAAUACACAGGUUCUUCGGGCGUCAAGCAAAUUAGACAUUAAAAUGAAAAUGAAACAUAGCAUAGAAUAACAGAAAGAAAUUCAGAGUAAGAUCUCACAGAAAACACAAAGUAUAGCCAGGGAGGAAACUUUCGGUCUCUUCGUAUGUUAAUGACUGAGGUGGGCAACCUAAACCCUGAGGGCUGCACACAAUAUUUGGCCUAAUUUCAUGCAGAUGGAAAGAAAGGCAAAAACAGGGAGAAAGCAAAAACAGAAAAGGGGCAUCCCACCCCAUUUCUGCUUCUGGCCCUGCCACUCUUGGCGUGCAGCCUUAAACAGAUUACCCCCAGGGAAAUGCAGCCCUAUCCAGAAGACAAAUUUUCCACUUCUGUUACAUGAGAAACCUUACCUUUUUUGCCCAUUUGUGCCUCACCUGUGUUGAAGAGGCUGCCUGCUUUCUUUUUUUAUAGAGCCAUUCAUUACAUGUGUUUAUUUUCCUUAAAAAAAAGAAAAGAAUAGCUUUCACACAACAAUUCUCCUCUUCCCCCAUUUUAUUUUCUAUGAAUGUGUUUUCCAGGAUGGUUUUUGGCAGCUGAUCCCUGAGCUUGGGACUCUUCUGGAUUUCGAUGUGGAUUAUUUUGUCAACGUUUCACUUGCAAAAAAGGGAAUUAAUUCACUUGGUAAAUCCCAUUUUACUUCCUUUAUACAGUGUACUCGAACUUCUGAAAUGCUUAUUCCCACUGAAAGCAUUGUGAAAAGUCAGUAAUGACUAACUUAAAGCCUAUUGUUUUCAGUGGAACCUAGGCAUAGUAUUUAUACAUAGGUAGCUGUAUAAAUACUAUGCCUAGGUUCCACUGAAAACAAUAGGCUUUAAUGUUUGCUUUAUGGCUGUAUACAGACUUAGUUCCGCUUCUGCAGCAGGGCAAGAUGAGCAAACUGUGGGCCUGCCACUCAACAACAGUAAAUGAUCCAGUGGGAAUCAAAUUAUUUUUUAAUAUAAUUAGAUAUUCUGGUUUUCACAAAUACUGUUUACAGCUAUAAUAAAAGCUCAAUGGAAUGGAUUUGGGAGUGAGGGUGUCAUGGAAUUCUACUCAAUAUGAUCCAGAGCAGAACUCCCAAUGUAUAGUUUGCAGAGUAAAAACUUAAACAUGUUGCGUGAUUCCCCAAAAAUAGACCAGAGGCAAUUAUAUUUCAUCCAGCAGAACUUUACUGCUACUGAAGGCAAAUGAGCAUAAUGGUCACAAAUCCAAUACAUUCAGGAUUAGGAUUGGCACUGUCCAUAAGAAAUCCAGUUGCAGCAGACUUAACUUAAACUUACAAUGACUUAUAAUAAGACUAAACCUCCACACUAAGCAUAUUAUGUACAGAACGCCACACCAGAAGGAAGAGAGAUAGAAAGAGAAACCCGGGCUCCUUCUGGCCUUGUUAUUAUAGUCAGCAUGACCUUGACUGAAAGAGAUAACAGAACCAGUUUAAGCCAGCUGUACUCAGCUGCUCUGAAGGAAUAACCCAAACAUCAUGAAUUUUCUGCUUGUUUCUUUCAACCAGAGAAGCUUCCAGAACCCUCUUGAAUUAAUUAGAAUAGGAAAUAUCUCUACACAUCAGAUCAAUACUUUCUGUACUAAGAAAUGCAAACUGGCUGAGGGGAUCCAUGCACUCUUAGGGGGGAAAUCUUUUGAUACUCAAGUUUUAGAUAUUCAGGGUACCACCAGUCUGCUUGACAACAGCACUAACACUUUAGUUAGGAGUACUUUUAAGAAUUAAUUCUUCAAUAUGAAACACAGACAGUUAAAUGCUACUGCUUGUUUCUAUUCAUCCAGGCCCCAAAGGAAAAGAGAAGCUGUUGCGGUUGAUUGCUACACUUCUGGUGCUACAGGUUAUACGUUUCAAGCAACUGGAAGGCCUCGUCUUCAGAUCUUUAACAACACUGAAUGACUCUCCCCCAUCGUGGUAUGUUUUGUAAGCAGACUUAACAUUUCAGGCAACUCUUCUCUAAAAGCUAAAGCGUUUAAAUCAGUUGUAGGCAUUAAUUCGUAGUAGUAGGGCUUCCUUGAGUCAAAGCAAACUGAGGUUGUAAACAUGGGGGGCUGGGGACCAUUGAGACUUGUAGGUGGAAGUCAGGGAGACCAGAAAUGUAUCCUGCACCAUUGACAGGUAGAGCCACUCUGACUGCCUUUAAGUAAAGCAGGAAAGGUGGCGACUGGCUGAGGGCAGGCAGGUUGGUGCUCCAUUUGCCAUUUGCCCUCCUCUGGUUGUAAAACACAUAUUCAGGGGGAUGUUUCAGGAUAUGAGACUCCAAGUGGGUGACACCUGAGUGCAGCUUAAACAGUAACUUGAAUUUCAAAUAAUAAUAACUUGUUUAAUAUGAAACUUUAGUCUUUGGAAAAGAGGACUGACCAAGUCCAACAUUAGGAGAAGGCUAAGUUCAUCAAGAGUCUGAGGUUCUAACCACCCAGUCUGUAACUAAAUCCAUUUCAAAUGCUAACUUUAGAGAUAAACCUUCUACCUGGGUUGAUGCCGUUGUAAAAACUUCAAAAUGGGACCAGUGGCGCUUCCCACAUAGCUGGCCCAAUUAGCAGAGAAACGUAGCUUUCCAGGGUGAAGGAUACCCAGGGUGAGCUCAGAGAGAGAAGACGCAAAUAUAUCACAGAUUUCCAGCUUCAGACAGAAAAGUAGUUUCACUGCCAGUCAUAAAAAGCAUGAAGGUUACAAACACUAUUUACAAAGAGUUCAUUGCUUCUGCCUUUCCAGGCAGAGGUCUCAUUACAUCCAGCCAGUUUGAUGGCUAAGAUCAGACUCCUUAAAAGAGUUCUCACUGUCACUCCCCAGAAGCUGCACAUGCCCAGAUUACCUCCUUCUUUGACCUUGUAGCUGUCCAAGCUAGCAGCUUCUGGAAACUAGCUUCUCACAGAUAACAGCAACACAGAAUGUUCUUGCUUUCUGAGAAUGAAUGACACCAACCCCCAACAGAUACCCAUCCCCUGUAUCGUUAGGGGGGCUGUAGCAAGUUUUUUUUUCUUAGGUUUUCCUGAAUUACAGUUUGUUGUAAUUAGUUUGUGGUAUAGCUAUGUUAAGGGUACUCGCAAUCCAUUGGAAACCUCCACAUAAAUCUCACUGGAAUAAGGUACCCACAGUCGAAACAAAAUAAAAAAGUUCCUUCCAGUAGCACCUUAGAGACCAACUAAGUUUGUUAUUGGUAUGAGCUUUUGUGUGUAUCUGAAGAAGUGUGCAUGCACACGAAAGCUCAUACCAAUAAUAAACUUAGUUGGUCUCUAAGGUGCUACUGGAAGGAAUUUUUUUCUUUUGUUUCACUGGAAUAAAAGAGGCUUAGGAAUGUCAGUAGCUGCCUUACACAGAUCAGAUCAUUGGUCCAUCUAGCUCAGUAUUUUCUAAGCUGAUUGAUAAGGAGCUUUUCAGAGUUUGUCAGAAAUCUUUUCCAGCUGUAUUUGGAGAUGUGAGGCAUCAAACCUGGGAUCUUUUGCAUGCAAGGCAUGUGUUUUGCUACCACCGAGCCCUUCAUGCGUACAAAUCUGUACAAUGUUGAUUUCAGAUGCCCUCUUUGUUUUAAUGAAGGAAGAAUUGGUAAAGUUGGUGGGAGUCUUCUAGGCCAUCUAGUUCAACCCCCUCCUUGAUGUGAAGAAUCCAGAGCUAGAGCAUCCAACCUCUAAUUGAAAACCUCUGCCAAGGAAAAUCCAUUUGGUUCCAUUUUCAGACUGGUCUGUUAAUAGGUUUUUCCUAAUGUGGAGCCAGAAUCUAUGCAAUUGUAGUCACAGGGCCCAUGAGAUAGAGUCCUGUCCUCUAUGGGCAGCAGAACAAGUCUUUUCCCUCUUGACGCUAUGGUCAAGUUGCUGUUUCAUUUCGACACGAUCAUUUCAUUCACUCCUUUCUCCGCUGUUCACAGGGCAUUUGAACCUGUAAAGAAAGCAGUUGAGUGGGCAAGGAGAACUGAACGAGAAUUUCCAGCAAUUUGCCAGCGUCUUGAUCUGGGGAAAGACUGGGAUUUUGCCACGAAGAAGCUGCUGCAUAUUGAAGAGAUUGGGAUUGGCAUUACUGUUGUUUCCCCACCUCAUAUCUAGUCAGACUAACAGAAAUAUGGCAUCAUCAUCUAUUUGCUUGUCUCUAAUCAUAAUAUGUUGAUUUUAUCUGAUUAAGUUUUUGGUUUUCUAUCUAUGUAUUUGAUCAUGGAACUUUGAUACUCCAGACUGUAACCAAGAAUAUAAAACACCAAAAAAAUAGUAUACAGUAAAUAUUAUGACCUGUUUUCUCAGUAUUCAUUUUGGGUUGGGGUUCAUUUUGUUUUACAAAAUGGUUUUCUGUUUUAGGAGAUAUUCUGACCAGGAGGCUCAGUACUAUUCAUGUCAAAAGUUUAGCUGAUGAACCUGGUAGUUAUGGGGAAGUGAAAUAUAAAGAUUGACAAGCAAAUAGUGGGGCAGAAGCUUAAACAAGUUUGUGGGAAUGGAAACUGUUUGGAGAUUGACUGCGUAGUAUUUAUUUUUUUAAACAGGUUUCCAUCAGUGUAACAGAUUCAAUGAAAAUGUUCCCAAAUCUUAUUGCCUCUGGUAGUUAAUGCUGGCAAAAGAAUGAAUGCAACAUGGUAGCUAAGUAUAAAGCAGAAAAAGGUUCCUUCAGCCAUAAGCUGAUAAAGUGCUAUCAGAGUGGAUGUAAGAAUGUAUUGGGAUAGUUUGCAUUUAGUUUGGAUUUGUAAACACUCUCUUAAAAAAUUAAUAAGUAAUCAUUAUAGACACAUUAGUCCAACAGUUAUUUUCUGAACUAAAUCAAUACAUCUACCCAGCUACAAAUAUUUUUUCUGUGUGAAUAACCAUUCUGAUAAUUUUUCAAAUAUAAUUGCACCUGAUGAAAAUAAACUACGCUAAGCUGCUCAGUAACUAUCCAGCCUUCUUUUCUACCUGCAAAUCAUGGGAAUUUAUUUGCUACUUUGUUUUUGUGAAGAUUCAGCUAGGAAAAGCAAUGCUGGAAUGAGGAAAAGGGAAAUGGUCCAGUGCAUAUGUUCCUAUAGUCCCACACUUCAGAAAAGGUCAUGUGUGUUAGCCAUAAAUAAGACCCUAUGAAGUAUAGACACUUUCUCUACAGGUUAAUUGUGCAAAAUGCAGUACAGUCCAAUGAAGAGAGGCAAGACCUUCUUGUGUAAGAAUAAAAGAUUAAAUAAAUAUGCGGGCGGAAGAGGAUGUUUGUGGAUGGGCAUCAUUAGAUUCAACACUUAGCUUCAAAUUAACAUGGUUUGGUGGUCAGGUUUGCAUCAUUCUUUAGGAAAUAUAUGAAGAAAUAUUGGUGAUAACCUUCAUUUG